GGACCGCACCGGGACGGCUCGCUCGCGCGCCAUUCGCCAUACGCACGUGUGUCCGCGAGCACAAUCGCCGCGCGUGUCUUACCGCAACCGUCACAGUACCGGUCCGACAGUCCGAGACGCCGCCGCCGUCGUGUACCGUUAACGGUACACGUAUCGAAUCGUUACCAGCGCGAAACCGUCCGCGAGGCCGGUCGUCUAUAUUUACGAUCCAUUAUCACCCAUAAUAAUAUCCGGGUACCGAAAAUCGCGAUCGCGCAUAGAUACCGCCGCGGCAGUGUCCGAGCCCGCCGGCCCGCCGCCGCGAAUGGCAUGAACCGCAAGUCCGCAGCCGACGCCGCCGUCGCCGUGGCCGUGGCCGUCGUGGCGGCCGUGUCGCUGUUCCGCGUCGCCCCGGUGGCCGCGGACACCGUGUCCGCCGACGUGCUGCCCGACGGCGAGGUCGAGAUACGGGUGAGUGCCGGCAACGUGACCGCCAAACGGACGUCGUUCACGUCACCGGACACCGGGUACGUCUUUCAUAUCUAUUUUACAAUAUAGCAAAUAUAAUAUAGGUAUCAUAUUAUAUAUAUAUAUACAUAUAUAAGUUAUAGUUACCCGUCGCAAAAACGAAAAUCUAAUGUUUAAAAAUUUAAAAAAUAAGCUUAUCAUCAAUCGGUAGAACCAUUGUAGUAUUAUUAUUGCAGUCCCGAGCACGAGAGAAUUUCGUAGAUUAUGUUUCAAUAUAUAUAUAUAUAUAUAUAUAUGAAUAUUUGUUUUUCUUUUUGACUAAUUUAUCGUUUAUUCGAAUUUCCAACAUUAAUGUUGAUUUUUUUCUUUAGGUAGGGAUUUUUUUUUUUCCGUAAAAGACUUGCAAGUGCUGUACAUAUAAUGUAGUUUAGUAUAAGUAAAAUUUACCAGUUUUAGACUCUGUCCUUGGAACGGUCGUUAAAAAUUUAAACUCGUUCGUGAACUAGAUAAUUUUUUUUUUUAAUUAAACUUGCUUAGUUCAAAUUCAUUUUUCAUUGAACUCAAGUUCAUUAAAUUUUCGAUUUUACUAUUUUUACGAACUUUACGUAGUCUCGGAGAUUUUAUCAAUCGACAUGAGAAUAUCCGAUACCACGACGAUGAAGUAAAGGCUGGUGUUUGCAAAAUAAAAGGGAGCUUUUCAACUAGAUGUAUUCGAACUCGUAUAGAUAUAUGAAAAAUGUAGGAACUUGUUUGGCGAUUGUAUAGAAAAUAGAUGACGUGUACGUUUGAAUUAAAAAAAAAAAGUUUGCAAAAAUAGUUUUACUUUUUCACUCAUAAACCAAUGUAAAUAACUUUUUAAUUGACUUCGUAGGUACUUUUGUCGUUCUUUCCAGUUAUGUAUAUUUUUACCGAGCGAUACGUUGCUUAUGCACUUGGGAUUUAAUUUAUGGCGAUGGAUUAUGGCUGAUAACAAAAUUGAUUAAAUUAUUUUUCUAAAUUUCCAUGUAAAAUUUGAACUCGUUUAUUAAGAGAUUUCGUUUAGUUGUACCAGUUUAUAUAAUAAUAAUGUAUAGUUAGGUAGUAAUAUAUAAUAUACUUUUAGUAUACGUAUUUUAUUUUACGGAAUAAAAAUUACGUAUGCAUACAACGAGUAUUUUAGGUAUUUUACAUACAAAUGAAAAAUAUGCGUGCACCGUGAUGAUGUGCAAUCGCUACUAUAUUAUCGUCACCCAAAUCGCGUGCCUUAAAGACAGCCUUUACGCGCGAAAAGCGAUUUCUACUCGGUAACCCGUCGGGAAAACGUGAAAAGACGAACCAAAAAUAUUCAUCAAGUACACUUAACUGUUGACUAAAUUGCUCGUCGAAGAAAAUUUGGAUUUUUCGAAAUCGUCACGGUGAUCGUCUUUGCAGUCUGCGAUAUUUUUCUCCCGUUCAGGAAUUUUAAGCGCUUCGCACACACGCAUACCCGCCCCCGUCGUCGUACGUAUACUCGUCACCGUUCUAUCGGAUUUUUUUUAAAUUUGUUCAUUUUUUUUUUUUUUUAUGAUCAUUUACAGCCACACGCUAAAAAAGGCAAUAACCGCAAUAUCGCUAUUUAAUUAUAAAACGAGUUUGUUUUUUUUUUUUUGUGCGUCCGUGUAACUCGGGUAGCAUAAUAUAUAAAAUAUAUUGUAGUUUUAAUCGUUUUAAAACUAAUAUACUAUUAUUAUAUAUUUUAAAGAGGUAAUGGGGGGGGGGGGUGAGGGCACAUAAUUAAUCGACCUUUAUAUAUAUACACAUACACAUACAAAACAAUGUAAAUGCGUUUUCAAAAUUACAGUUCAUACGUGUAUACGGACAGUAGAUCUGAGCAGACCUUAUUUUGUCCGGACAGUAGUAAUGUAUAGGAUCCACCAAAUUUGGUAGAAAUAAGGAAAUGUUAGAGAAAAUGUCUGCGAAAUAAGUGCAGUUGGCAAUUUUGGAAUUUGUACACAUUACGUACUGGAUAACGCGUGUUAAAAAAUUAAAAUUAAAUGCCUUUUGCAUUUUAUAGGUCUUUAGCCGUAUAAUAUUUGUUUAAGGUGGUUAAGGUUUAAUUUCCUUCCAUUGUAGCCAAAGUAAUAAUCUAAAAAUCGAUAAAAGUGAAACCGAUGUAUCGUCGUCAUUUGUUGACAUUUUUUAAUGUUAUAUUAUAGAAAAAAUGUCAAGAAUCUAGAAAAAUUUUUCGAAUAAAAUGCCACAGGUAGAAAAAUCCGCCUUAUUUUAGGUAUGGCGUAAAAAUAUCUGAACAUUUUUAUCAACCACAAGUGUGAAAUUUUUCGAAAAUACACAGAACUUAAUGAAAUCAAAAACUUCUUUGCUAGACGCAAAAUCUAAAAACAAAAGAGGAUUUUUAGGCUUUGGACAGUAAGGAGAAAUCCUAUAAAAAUAAGCCCCGGAUAUACGUGUAUACGGUACAUAUAGGUAUAUCUAUAUAUAUAUAUAAUACAAAUAGUAUAGUUAUUAUUAUGUUAUUUGUGGAAUUUCGUAAAAACUUCAAAUUCCGCAGCAUAUGAGUUCGCGCGUCAAACAACACGAAAAUAAGCAGUGUAUAUAGACAUGGACUAGAAUAGUUAUAGGUAUGAAUAGUUUAGUAGAAAAAUACUAAACCCAAAUAACGUAAAUCGAUUAUCGCAUUUACAUAAACUUAAUAUAAAUUGUAAAAUAUUAUAAUUGUACGUAUAUAUAAUAUACAUGAUAUAUAGUACAAGUACGCCAAAGAUAAUAAAAAUAUUAAAACAUUUAAAACGCGUAUAACAAUUAUUAUAUGAUAAAAAAAAAAAAACGGAUGUUAAAAUAGAAAUUUUUUCCUCCUUUCCUCCCCCACUCCUUCCCAUUUAAGUCUUACGCGCGCGAAAUUAAAUCGUGAUAAACUGCAGUCGUGGACUUGCAGAGAACCGCAAAUAACUCUCGCAAAAUGUAUUCUCCGUCCCUUCAUAACAAUAGAACACGAUUACGUAUAUACAAGUGAGAUUGUUACCUAUAAUAUAAUAAAUAUAACAGCAGUUCCCAACGUUUUUUGUUAUUCAAACCUCCCUAAAAAAUAUGUAUAGGAAAAUCGUCAGAUUGUCUAGCGCUUUACACGAUUGAAUACAAUGUGUAAAAUAAUAAAUAGGUAAACAAUCAUUAUUGUUUUCGCGAUGCGUUCCCUAUUGUAUAUUAUCGAAGUCAAGAAGUAACGUUGUAACUACUAAACGAAUUUGUUUUCCUCAUUAAGUUCGGACCGACAUUCGGAUUAGUGCGGAAAAUCCCGUGUCACGCAAAUAACGAAAUCGCCAAUGGCCAAUUCAUGUAUACUCGAAGAUCUGUCGCCGAUUCGGUGGUGCUCAUUGUUUAUAUGGUUCCAAGUGCCAAAAUGCUAAUAGUCUAUUAUGGCCUAAAGAUAAAUGUGCAUACAGUAUUUAUUAUUCGUGCCUCACAGUUUGGGAACCGUCGCCAUAUACAAGUAAAAGUACGUUUUUACUUUUAAACGUCUAACAGAAUGUUCAGUUUUGAAAAAAAAAUCGAUGUUUUCCUUUUUUAUUUUUAUGUCUGUGACCGGUUUUUUCGGUUGUACACUGUACGUCUAAUUAUUACAUAGUAGUAAAAAUCUCUCCAAAUUUUCAUGAUCGUAUGUCUACUUUAAAAAAUGUGCGGGUUUUCUUCUUAACUUAUAUUUUAUUUGAUAUAUUUUCGUAUAACGAUUUCCUGCAGCUUAAAAACAUAACAAAAAAUAAUAAUUUUUUGUUCGCACUCUUAUAAUAUUGUGCAUAUACGAUGAUAUCGACGUGUUCUGGAAGAAAGAUUUAUUCACAAUGCUCACGUGUUUUAAACGCUUACGUAAAAAAAAAAAAUAUAGUUAAUUAUAAUAGAGAGAAAGAGAGAGAGAAAGAAAUGUGAAUCAGCAAACCUGCUCGAAAGACUUAUUAAAAUGAACAAAAAUUCAAUUCGACUUUUCGUAUAAAAUAUUUUAUUGUUACCUGAUUUUCGUUAACAUGUCCCUACUCUGAAAUUUUCUAAAAAUUCAUUGCUAUAAAACUAAUACUGACCUACAAACAAAUCGGUGUCACUUGAAUGAUGUGAGUCGAUAUUUUCAAUUUUGUACCCCUACUCCUUGUAUCUAAAAUUAGUAUGUAUUUUGGAUUUUUAACCCACUUGCACUCACUUUUGCACACAGGUUCCGAUUGAGAAUAGUUGUAUACACAUUUUGAAAAGAAUAACACUCCAAAGCGUAUAUUCGCGAAAAUUGGAAAUAUUGUGAAAACAAACCAUAAGCGAUUCGGUAAUUAUACAAAAAAAAAAAAAACAAAACAAAACAAAAAUCAAAUCCACUUAAAAUCCUCCGAAAAAAUCAUUCUGGUUUGUGUCAAGGUUGAUCAUUCUGUACAAUAAUUAUCGCGGUAAAUACCGACGUAUCGAAACAAAUAUUUUUACGGUAGGUUUUCAACUAUAAAAUUGUUGAUUAACGGAAAACGCGGCUAUAGAGUUUGGACAGUAUUAUAAUUAUUAUGACGUGUAAUAACGGCGGGUCCGAAUCGAAUCGGCAAAUCGUGGGCGUUCGAUUCGUUCGCCUUUGUGUCUGGACUCGCGUUUUUAUUAUUAUCGAAGUGUUGAUAAGGAAAAAAAAAUAUAACUGAAAUUCAACGUCAUAGGUUAUUUCGGUCGACCCGCUCAUCAAUGGACGGCACGCCGCCCCGAGCGUGUCUGGCCCGGUCGUUGCGGUUUUUUUUAUUUCGCUCUCCCGACCCGUCACAAUAUAAAAAUAAAAUAAAACACCCGUGUAAUAAUAUUAUACAAUUCUAUAUAAAUGCGUAUACAUUUUUUUUUUUUUUUUAUUGUGCCGCACGCGAACCGGUUCCCGUGUACUGUACGGUAUUAAUUCCACGUAUACGUUUCGGACGCGUCAGUCGCGCGGUGACGAUUGCGGUAACGAGCGUUCAAACUUUUUCGAACGACCGCGGACGAUAAAUAUCUGCGCGCGGGGGCUCUCUAAAGGUUACAUGAGUCGUAUUGUUACGCACAGUUAUAAUUAUUCAGAACCUCUCCGCCCCCCUCUCCCAACUCUUCACCGACCGUAUUUUUCGUAUACAAUAAUUAUAAUAUCGCAGUGGCGGACCGCGUACCAUUAUUAUGGCGUGUACCUAAUGCCGCGGAUACGACAAAUGCAUUUUAGCCUUUACCGCCCCUUCGGCACACUCGUACGUGUGCAGCACGCGCACAUGUAUAGACUCGAAAUUUAAACAGGCAGUUUAAAAGCCGAGUACACGAUAAUCUGUACUGUGCGAAUGGCCGUCAUCGAUCCGCCGAAAAAUUACCUCUAACGAACAUACACGGAUCACUGUAUAGUUGUAGCAAGGGCAGGACAAUGGACCGCUGUCCUUGGUUCGGUCGUGUCCGGUAAUAAGCGGUAUGAUUAUAACGCGUAAAACGUAAUAAGAGGACGACGAGAUAGAGAAUACUCGCGUUGAAAUAUAAAUGGAAACGUAUAAUUUUAAAACGAUUGAGGUUUAGUGAACCGGUGCGAGAGAUUCGUUGAUAAUUAUGUAAAAACAAUAACAAUAUUUAAUAAUGUCUAAACAUUUUGUAUGUUAAAAGAAAAUAAUUAUGAGGAGUCCGAACCUUGUGCUCUCCUAUCAUACACAAGACAUGAUAAGUGUGUAUUGUUUUUAGAUAUUAUAUAGAUCGCCGAACCGGUACAUAUGCCAGGGUAGGGCAUCCGCUGUAUUUGAGAUAGUUGGUCGGACUUACCCAAUCCUGUCAAAGAAAGGGAAUUUAUUUAUAGGCUGUAUUUAUCUACUUUAAGGGACCCGGUAUCAGUGUUUCAAAUUUUCUCCAAUUUUAACAUUUUUUUUAUACAGAUUUCAAAAAACGAGACAGUCUUGUUUUGAAAAAGUUGAAUUGUUUGUUUUUUAAUUUUUACGAAUUAAACGCUGUCAGAAAACUUCGCAGAAAUAACGAAAAAAGGCAACGCACCGUAAUUUUUUAAAAAAUUCGAAAAAUGUAUUUAAAAAAAAAAACGAAUUAAUUCUCAUAACGCGUAUCUGUUUGUUAAUCAUUUGUUUAUAUUUCUUUUAUUUGUUCUUUUUUUAAAAAAAAAAUCAUGUGCCACUGUCAUAAUAAUAUAUAUAUUAUAACGAAUAUAUUUGAAUAUAUUAUCGGGUUUCGUGUCACUGGGACGCGUAUAUUAUUUUAUUGUUAAAAUCUUUUCUUCUUUUUUUUUAACAUUUAAAAAUGCUUUUUUGUAAUAUUAAAACAAUGCAAUAAAUAACAGUAUACAAAUGCAUAAUUUGAUAAAAAAAAAAAAAAGUCUAAGACAACAACGUUUUCCAACAUCACGUUUAUUUCAUUAUGAUAUAAUAUAAUAAUAAUAUAUUUAGACACCGACGUUCUUGGGAUUUGAUUUGUGCAAGAUAAUGAGAAUGAUAUUUUAGCGUUGUGUAUAAUUUUUAUAAACAGAAAAAAAUCCUAUUAUACGACUAGGAUGUGAAACCAAAGAUGUAGUUUAUUAGUAUCGUAUUUAAUAUGUCAAAGUGGGAAAAUAUUAAAUUUUAAUAAUGCGUGUGACAUUGUAUACUAAUACCCAGUAAAAACCAAAGUUUAAAAAAUUUCAUUUUUUAUAUAUAAUACACAGGUUUUCAGAAUUCCAUGUUACAGUAAAAUUUUCCACGAAAUACUUAUUUUUUUUACAAAAAUUACGUAUUUAAAAACAUUUUAUAAUCAUAUUAUUUUCUAAAAUGUUACAUUUCUUUAUUUUUUUCACCCAUUUUUUGGGGGACAAAUCACUGUCCACUUAUGAUUUUUAAAUAAUUAAAAAGUUGGCAACACAAUAUUAUGCUAUACUAACUGCUCAUAUUCCCCCUCCCCAAAUUUAAAAAAGUGUAAUAUCUCUUCAAAUAGAAAUCAAAAAUAUCAUUAAAAAAAUGUAUUUAAACUGAAGUAUGAAUUAUUUAUAUUUAAUAAAAUAAUAAAGUAAAAACAAAAUUAUUAAAAUGGUUAAUAAUCGUAAAAAUGUAUACACAAAAAUAAAAUGAAUUAAUUAAUAAAUGCGUCGCCCGGAGUAUUAUGAUAAGUGUAUUAAACGACCGGUUUCGAAUUAAAAAUUCAUCAUCAGAUAGGUAUAUCACAAUCAAAAUGUAAAACGCGACGAUAUUUAUAUUUCAUGAAAUUUUCUAUAUAGGUUGUUUUCCUCGCGACAUAAAGAGAUUAGUUUGCUUUUUAUUCGAGUUUUAAAAAAUAUUUAUGAUGAGUUGAUCGAUCCUUGAUUACAGUUUCCAUAAUAUUGCGUUUAUUAAAUAUCUCAAUCUGAGAAAUGUAUAAAUCAGUGAAAAUCAGAAGACGAUAUUUCGGUGGAAAACGAUGAAGGUCCGUUGUACCAAGCAUUAACGGUAUUAAUGUGUUAUACACACUUUUUACAGUAUAAGCCUCUAAACGAUGGUUUAGAACAUAAUACUGUCAAGGUUUGCUAUUGAAAUUUGAAAGCGGCAAUGCCGGCAAACCGGACUUAAAAGAUGAUCGUAUCAUAAAACAUUCCGCAGCAACCCCCUAAAAAAUUAAAAGACCGAAGACGUCUCGACACAAGACGGGCGCGUUUCACCACAGGGGCAAAGCAUCAUGAUACGAGUGCUAUCGCACCGGUCGGUCUGCACGGGGCAGGUGUUGGAUACCGCGAAAAUGUCUCCGCGUGGGGCGCCCGACCGCCGCGCCGCCGGGACCGCGUUCGACACCAUCACGACCUCCACCGCCGCGGUACAGACCGGAGAUUUCGCGGAGAUAAACAUAAUAUUAUUCUCGUCUCGCGUGUUCAGGGUGAUUUUUGUUAUUGUUCGCCUUUCUCCCCGAAAUUUCACCGCGCCUACGGUAACGUAAAAAUAAUAUAUUGCCGACAAAAUUAUAAUAUAAAACAAUAUGGUACUGUUGGAUUCCCAACAGCUGUACACGGAGACCGGCAUCCGGGGCCCAAGCGUUUCUCACGAGGCCGGAUUGUUGGUUCCGCGUUAAGAUAUCUCCGGUCGGAUAAUAUACUUUGAAAUACGGAAUAUGGUGUCCGGCAGAAAUUUGGUUUCCGGACACCCAAGAGAAGAAAAUUAUUAUGCAUAGCAUUACAGUGAAACCAAUACGUUUCUCGCUACGUUCAGAAUCAGGGGAAAUAGUUAAAAGGACGGAACACAUGCUUUUGUUGUUUCCGUCAUACAAACUCACGAUAUAGUUAAAACGUGAUUACGCAGAUUACACGAAACUCGCUAAUUUUGAUUUUGGAGUAAAAACACAAUACACAUAUUAUUAAAUGAGAACAAUAUUCCGGGGAGCAAGACGAUACGUUUUUUUCAUUUUCUUCGAAUAUAACAGUCAAUUUAUAAAUAAUGACUUUUUUAACGUUUAUAAAUUAGCCAAUACUUUUUAAAAAAAUAACUUUUUCAUAAAAACGUAACGCCUUGCCCUCCGGAAUAUUGUUUUCUAUUAAUUUAAUAAUAGGAGCUUUUAUACUUAAACGAAAAUUAAGCGAGUUCUGUGUAGUAUGCGUAAGUAUGUUUUUACUAUAUCUUGUGUUUGUAAGACAGAAGCAACAAACGAAUGUGUAAUGUUCUCUUAAAUAAUAUUAUAUCAAUUUAAUAGGGGUAUUGUAGGACAAUAAUAUUGUCUUACUAUGUACCCGCGUUAAAAUAAAAAAAUACGCUCGCAUGGGGGAGAUGAGGGGUGAGAAAUCGCAUAAACGUAAAUAUCCGCGUAGGGAAAAAACCGAACAAAAACUCUUAAAAAAAAAAAAUGACAAAAAAUCAACCUGUGCACACACUGCCGCGUAAAACACAUAUAUUCGUGUAAUAAUAUAUGUUGUUUACUGCCGUCGCUGUCUGGAUGACACGGCGCAAACCACAGUACCUAAAUACCUUUACACGACGAAGACGACUCUCGCGAUCUGCAGCAGGUAUAUUAAUAUUAUUAUAUGGACAGACAAUGAAUUCAAAAGUCGCACAAAGAAUCGAUCGCUUAGAGAGAACAAAAAAAAAAUAUAUAUUACGUCCCGCGGCUUCAGUACCUCCUAUAUUCCUACAGCCGUGUCUAACCUAAUGCAGAUGACGCGACCCUCGGAGGGAAACAAAAAAAAAAAAAAAAACAAGAAUACCCGUCCGUAUAAAACGCGGUUAUUUAUUCUCGGUGGUGUUUACACUGACAAGGUUUUUGUUAUUUUUUGUGUAUAUACACAUUUUUUUUUUUCGGUUUUGUCGGCCUAUUAGUCCGCGCAGAACGACGCGGUGACGAAGUGAUAUUUAUUACGGUCCGCGGACGACGACGACGUUUAGAAAAUAAGUCGACGGCGCUGCAAUGGGUUUGUCCGACGCGCGGAUCCGAUCUUCACUAUUACGACGACGACGCGCGACGUCAGCUCGACACGCACAUAUUAUUAUUAUUAUUAUUCGUGUGUUUAAAUCGUUUAAUUUAAAUUUGUUUUUUAUAUUUAUUAUUACGUACACAUUAUAUUGUAUAGGUACCAACCGCAUAUUAUGUGUAAAACGAUCGCGGGUCGCGGGAACGGGAAAACAAUAGCCGGACACGGUGUGUACCUAUGUAUCGUCGCGGCCCCGACCACCUAACCUACCCCGGGUGGCCCCUGAUUAUUAAACCGCCGGUUUUACAUCAUUAGACCGGUAUAGGUAACUAUUUAUUAAUAUAAUAUUAUUAUCAUCGUCGUCCGCCUCCCGAUGAGGUGUGAAACGCUGUCGUCGGAUCGCGGCUCGUCUGCCGAUAGAUACGCAUCUCGUCGCGAGAGCGCGCGCGUCAUCGAACGGACAUCAAAGAUACUAAUUAGAUAUUUCGGGCGAAUGAUAGGUAUAUAUAUAUAUAAUGAUAUAAUGUAUAAAGGUGGAUUAUUGACCGUGACAACGUAUAGGUACUGUAGAAGAAAUAAUGAACGAGUUCGGGACCCCACACACAUAUAUAUUUAUAUAUUGUAUUAUAUUUAAGUGGCGAAAGCAUCUUAUUUCAAUAUAUAUAUAUAUAUUAUAAUAUUGAUAGCAGGAAGGUAUAUAAGGAGAGAUAGUGAAACGGAGAGAGAGGUCCGGGAAUCAACAUUGUUAGAAAAAGAUAACGCAUACUACGUCUGAUUGAUACAGUGACACAGAAGUUUAACAAUAAAUAGAUUAUAACUGUUGUUAGAAAAAUAUAGCAUCACAGUUCGAGUCCUAUCACACGUCCGAGAAUUCAGGCGUAGAUCCAAGGGAAAGGAGAGAACUAAAUAAGGCCCUUAGCCCCAUUUUACUAUUUCGGAUUCUUAGAUCCACGAAGUUGCGGAUAUUAGCCACCUGCUUUCAACAAUGUUAGGUUCUAAACAUUCUAGCUGUCAAUCUAAGGCAGGAUAUGAGAGACUAGCAGUUUAUAAUAUAUUAUUAAUAUUGGGUCUAUGAACGAAAAUGACUUGUUGGUACCAGACACGUUGAUAAGUUGCAAACAUUUUCAUUGUACAAAGUACAACGUCGUUAUAAUAGUAAUAACACCAGUACAUUAAAUCUUAAAAACAUGUAACAACCAAACCAAAGGUAAAUUUGAAAAUUCAUAUAAUCUAAAACAAAAAAAGCUGACAUACUUCACACCAUGUGCGGGGCACUGUAAUAGGCGAGAAGUUGGGAAGAUAGAAUAUAGAGGGAAAUUUAAUUUAUAUCUAUACUUAACAAUAAACAAUUACUAAUGAAAAACGAUUUGGAGCGAAGUUUCCUUUAUGCAUGUGGAUAUAAUUUCCCGUUUUUCCUAAGUUUUUCUCGGUUUUUCCUAAUUAUUAUAAAAACCGCUUGGAAAAUCAAAAAAAUUACCUGCAUGAAGUAGCACCCAGAUAAAAUUUGAUUUCAAAAAAGAUACUACACUUGAUAAUCGGAGCUAGAAUUCUGGUAUAAAAGUUGUUCACAAAACAAAUAAAAAAAAAUCAUUGUAAAACCAAUACACGCCUCGUUACGCCCCGAAUCUAAAAUGAUUAUUUCCCAUUUACAAAUGUUAAUAACAUUGCUAAACGACCUAGUGUCUACUGUUAACGUACUGUGUUGUUGUCUGCAGUUUUUAAUCAGAAAAAUUGUUUCAAUCAUUAACACCUAGGGACGAUGGUUUCCAAUAGCAAAUUUAGUUGGUGCAUUAUAAGAUAUUAUUCAAUUAACAUCCAAAAUCAAAAAAUGGGAAUUUAUAGCAAUUUCGUAAAGAAAUAACAGCCGUUUACCUCGGAUGUCGCAUCUUUCGUCGCAUUAUCAGAACUGAUAAUAAUCGCACUCGAAUGCACGUAAUAUACCGCGUCACGGUUUAUUGACAGACAAUAAAAAUAGUCCAAGGAGUAAUAGACAUUUCAAAACCAGAAUCUCUGCAAAUCGUUAAAUAUACAAAAGAUUUUCGGAUUUUAAACGUAUUAUACGCACGAGUUUUAAACAUUAUUAUGUAUCAAUCCCCGUCGAAAGAUAGUGACUUAAGCUACAUAUUAUUUUCGGUUCUUUUCACGCUCGUUAGAAUAUGUUAUUCAAUUCUCGUUUUUUUUCCCUUUUUAACCAAUUAACGAUACAUUCUUUUAAUUUCCAUAACGUGCUAUUUUUUUUUAUUUUUCGUGUGUAAAUUAUUCGUUAUACUGAACUAUUUAAAGUAAAACUAAACACACAAUUGAAUUUUUGUCACCGAAAAUGAUUAUCCUGCUCCUGCACCUAUAACGGUGAAGCUGACCGACAAACAAAAACAAAACGCGCAUAAGUAAGCUACUUAUUGUUCAACUCGAGUAUUAUUGUUCGGCGAAUGGUAAACUACGAAAAUAUUAUUUCCAUCACGACUUAAACCAAUAAAAUAUGAAUUUGAAUAGAAAAAUUACCGCGUUUGGUUCUUUUGUUAUAGUAAUGACAUUAUUAUAUUUUAUGAAAUGGGAAAAGUCAAGAAAAACAUAAAAAUACCCGAUGAUACAUAUGCUAUAACAGUGGCGCAACCAGAUCACCGGGGGUGUCUCAGGGUCCGAACUACUCCCUAACUCUUAUCGGAUCUUGCUGUAUGUAUAAAAACCUACACAGCCAAAAUUGUACAUUCAAUCCAAUGGAAUUCGACGAUAUAAGUCUUUGAAUCCCCCUCACCUUCCUUUUGAAAACAAUUCUUAUUGCGCUAUUGUGUUAUAUGAUACAUUAUUUUCGAGUGGGCUCCAGCUCCCGCGAUUAAUUUUGGCUUCUCUAAAAUAAAAAACCUCCCCAUCAACUCAUAAAAUUGAAUCUAUCAUAAUAUCAGAUAGGUAUACUUACAUCAGUGUAAAAGUAUUCUUUAUAACUUUGGUAUAUAUGUCUAAAUAUACCAAAAUAUAUUUUUACGGAAUUUGGCCAUUGUGGCUACCAUACAACCGCUCCCUCUUCUUCUAUUGUAUCCGCACCUAAAGAUUUAAGUAUGUGCCCUAUGAUACGUUUAUGUUCUGUGACCACGUGCAGUUUUGUGCCCCCAUAUAAUAUUCGUAUAUGUACCGCAUUAAAAAAAACCGAUCACAAGAGGUCAUAUACCUACUCGAAGUCGAAAGCCUCUUAAACGUUUUCCAUCACGAGUGGUGGGUAUCGAAUGUUCAAAUUUUCUGUCACGAAUAAUAUAAUAUGUACUUAUAUAUUAUAUUAUAUAUUUUACACGACUGCAAACGAUAGUGUUUCAAAAUAUAAAAAAAAAAAACCGUCCAGUCAAAUAAAAUAUCGUAUAAUAUAUAAUAUCCAUAGGAGGAAAUGUGAUCGCCCUAUAAAGUCCAGAUUGUUACAGAGUAUAAGAACGUACACUAUGUAUAUUAUUAAUUUAUAUAUUCAUUAUACAACAAAAUAUUAUAACAGAAGUGUGCCAUAUAUAAGACCAACGAACGUGACGAUCGUAGCGGCGUAUAUGUCAAUAAUGAAAAAAAAAAAUAAAAUAAAUAAUUACAAAAUAUCUAUAUUGUAAUGUCCACACACAUAUUAAAUAAUUACCUAUAUAAUAACGCGUUGUGAUCUGUCGUUAGAUUUAAAAAUAAUUAUUAUACGCAAUUUUCCGUUUAAUUCUUAUUUCAGGUUUAGUGGUGGGGGGGGGGUUGUAAUUACUAUUUUACAAAAUUAAAACUUAUACGACUCAAUUACGUGACGUGGUGAAUCAUCAGUGGUCAUCAGAGGUUCGUUUGUUCUAGGGGAAGCCGUUAAAAGUGUCCAAAAGUAGAAUGGAAAAAAAUAUAUAAUAUAAUAUUAUAAUUAGAGAACGGAUUUUUGGGUUCUUAAAAGUUUAAAAUAUGAUACUAAUAUGCUCUAAAAAACUAAAAUAUUCUCUUAAUAUUCUUUAAACAUGAAAAUAUGCUAAAAAUAUGAUUUUUUUUAUUUAAAAUAAUUUAUAAAAUUGUAAACAAGUUACAAUAAGAAAUAUGUAUAUUUAAUGCUUACAUUAAAUUUUACAAUAUUUACAUUUAUCAUUAAUAUUGCACCUCGUGUUAUAAUAAUAUAGGCAUUCAAACUUGAUAAUCAACCUUAAAAUAUGCAUUUACUUGUAUCAUUUCUUUUGUAAAUUAUUUAAACUCAACCAUAUUUAAAAGAUAAUAUGUUUCAUAAUAUUAUUAUGUUUCAGCAUUUUAAAAAUAAAAUAAAAUACAACAAAAUUAAAAUAAUAACUAAACAGCCUUAAUAGUUAAUUUGAAUCGUUUUUAUAAUUUUAAAACAUUUAGUCACGUAUAAUCAUAAUUCAUAUAUACUAAAUAUUAUCACUCGCCAAAAUCUCUUAAUGAUUUUGUUCAGGAUCUGAGAGAAAAAAAAGUAACCAACAUUACCAAUUUGGUUAUAAAUCAGAAACUUAAUGAUUUUUAUCAUUCUUAAAUCAAAUAAAUAAUAAUCAUUUUUUCUUACAAUGAAAAUAUCACAACUUGAGAAAAGAGCUAAAUAUAUAAAAAAAUUUAAGAACAAUAAUAUAUAAUAUUAUAAUAAAAUAUUCUAAAAUAUGAGAAAAGUAUGCUAAAUAUUCUCCAAUCUCCAAAAUAUGCUUAAAUAUGCAAAAUACAUUUUUUUCUACGUACUCUGUAAUGGAUAAAUCGUCCACAUUUUUCAUCCUCGUUGCACUCCAUAAAGCCAAUAAAUAUAUGUAAAAUCCUAAAAAUUUGCUCUCUAAUUAUAAUAAAUACAAUACAGUGAUCUAUAAUUUCUCGACAAAUUAAAAAAAAAUUUUAAUUUUAAAUACUUGUUAAUAUGGAAUAAAUUUGAAAAUAUUGUAAAAACGUAUACUCAACAUACACACACUUUAUUCAUUCACCGUCAUCCGUUCGAUCUGCAUUAUAAAAUAGUAUUAAGGAUAUUAUACAAUUAUUCGAGAAACCUACCUCCAUCAUAAUAAUAAUUAAAUAUAAUUUUUUUGCCGUGUACCGAAGAACUUGACCCGAAUAGUUUUUGGCAAAGCAUUUAAAUAGAAUUAUAUAGACUAUACAGUUGUUAGCACGCGCGACACACUCUAAUGUAUGUUAGCCGUUUGUUUUUUUUUUUUCGGUUGAAUAACGAAAUAAUAAUUUUUUUUGGUCUAAAAAAAAGUUGGCUUGGAAAAAAAUUGUUCGACGUUCAUGUGUGCGCGCGCAAUGAUUUUUAAGUCACGCGAUUCUCGGGACCACGCGAAACCGCGUCAUCAAAACUUGGCCACUUUACACGUACAAAGUAUUUAAUUUGGUGCAUUUGUAAAAGCGCGCAGCAUCUUAUAUUAUAUAAUUAUAAAUUUAACCCGAAACUAUAAUAGAUAUACCUACGCUACACAAUGUAUACUCCGAUACUCAAAAACGCGAUGCUGCCGUUCGACCGAUCCGAUUCUGAGCGUAUAAUAACGAAGACUGUAUCGGGUUUAGUAUGAUGAUAUUAUGUAUGCUGUUUUUGUUCUACUUUUCUGUAUUCAAACGACUUUUUUACUAUAGUAAUCACGCUCAUUGAGGAGAAAAAAAAACCGGAAAUACUUACGCGAAAUCGAUUUCUGUAAUUUUCGAUUUUGUUUUUUUGUUUUGUUAAAAAUAUACUCGUAGAAACCCGAAUUGUUCACAUCAUGAAAAAUUGACCCAUAAACCGCGGGAAACGAAGGAUAGAACUCGGAAUAAAUUGUCCCCAAGUACUCCCCUCUCCGAAAAAAAAUGCACUUUACCUUGCAAAAUCCGCACCAAGAAUCUGCAUUAUACGCUGUACGGGCGAGGCGCAUCGGACGAUGAAAAAUGUAAGACAAAAAUAUCAUGAUGGGAAAAGAUUAUGACGUCGGGCAGAGGCUAUGAUCGCUGUCAUCGUCGCUGCAAAGGCGUUUCGGGUGCACGGAUAAUAAUAUUAUAAUAUUUUAUUGUACGUCUGUGAUGCCGCCGAGGAGAUUAAAACCGUCGGCGACGGCAUCAAUGGGGAUGGGUAUGGUGGUAGGGAGAACUUUAUCGGAGCUUUAAAUAAUACAUUGGUCGAUGAUGCUGCGCGUAUUGUACUGCACGCCACACCAACGUGUGUAAAUCCCAGCAGAUGUCAAAAACUGGUACAAGGAACUCGCAUUUGGGCCCGAAAACGCGACGGCAUACGUAAUCGGAAAACGUGUUUGCCGUUCUCACAGUUUGCCAAAGCGCAUUUUUAAUCGGUUUAUGCCGUUGUCUGUGAUAAGCUUUUAUAACGCAAACGUCGCUAAAUAUAUAUACUAUAACUUUAUUUUCAAAAGCGUUUUUCGCGAAUUUAUACUUAUGAUAAAUAAUAUUCUCGACCAGCGAACUUUUCGCCCUUUCAAUUUGUUUAUUAAUCGUUUUAAUUCACGCGCCAGUAACAAUAUUAUAACAAUUUCUCCGUUAUACUCUGUUAUAACUGCAGUUCCAGUAUGUUGAUAUAUCCGUAAACUCUUGAUAGUAUGAUAUCCAAAGGUCCGUAUUCUACAAUGUUAAUUUAUAGAAGUUCAGAUUAUAUGGAGGCUGUGGUGUGCUCAGGAAUUUUCAACGACAGGAGAAGUAGCAAAUAACCAUUAAUAAAUUGAAGAGUUUUCUUUCAAAAACAUUUAUGGAAAUUUUAAAGCCAGAUUAAAAACAAGUCAAUUUUUAACGAAUAAAUCGAGCUUUUCCUCGUAACUACUUGGGUAAAUAUAUUCAUUUCAAGAUAAAAUUAAUUAAUAGUACAUAUCUUUAUAGUGGUUGUAUUUUGAAACUAAUGGGAAUGGGGGAGGAUAAAACAGGAUAUAACCUCAAACCUCCCACUUGCGCACGUCACUGUAUCGACAGGACACGGAAAAUUUGAUAAACCAUUGCUAACGAAAAACGACUCCAAAACUCGAGUAUACAUGUUUAAAAAUACAUUUUUUUUACGAUUUCCGUGAAAGUUUGAUUUUUAAAUGUGUAUCAUAAAAAUGUACUACAUACGCUCAGACUUUUUUUUUUUUUUUGAUUACGUAGUAAAAUAUUAAAAAUAUAUGUCUUAAUAUAUUUUUAAACAAAUCUGUUUGGUUAAAUGAUUUUAAUCAUAUAAUACCUACCAAAUAAAAACUAAAAUAAAAAGCCCUUCAAGACAGGAAUGUUUUCUUCGAAUAUUGUACAGAUAUAUUGCAAUGGUUUUUUCGUGGAACCAGUGGCGUGCCUGGGAAUGUAAUAAAUAACAAUCUUUAUUCAUGAAUAAAUCGAAAAACCUUUCGUUAUACUCAGCUCGGCAAUAAUAUGGAUUUUAAAUAGCCUAUUCUUAUUUAAUAAAUAAAUCUAAUAACUUAGCCAAUAUAUAUUAUUUCAAGAUAAAAAAAAAAAAAACAUAUGAAAAUAAAAUUAAUUCUCAUAGUUAUUGUAGUUUUAAACAGCUUGCGGAGAGUAACUCCUAGCAGUGGUGGAUCUACGAGGUAGAUAUGGGGGAUAGAUCUCCCCCCGUGGGUUAAAAUAUGUUUUUACAUAAAUCAUCCACUGUUGCUCAUAAGUGGCACCUUGAUUAAGGCGAUACUGGUCAUAAUAUUUUCAACUUCACAAUUGAAAUAAAAACUAUUUUUUUAUUAUUUAGUUUUCAUUAUUUUGUCAUCAAGAAGGAUACACGUAUCUAACUUCAUAUCAGAUUACGGAUACACACCUCGUACUUAUAUCAUAUCCCGGGAUACAGCUGAUCGUGUGACCAUUCUAUAUUGUUCUGUGAUACUACCUACCUACUUGCCGGCAGCCGGUAUCCAAACAUCGACAGUACAAUUUAUUACCUAUGCUUCCAAACCGUUAACCUAUUGCGACUUAUUGAUGCAAUGAUACAGUCAUCAAAAAAAUUAAAUCUUGUUUUGUAAAUUUAGUAGAAUAAAGCUAUAUAUAUAUUAUGUACGAAAAUGUAUUAUACCGCCCUCCCCCAUGACAAAAUCCUAGAUCCGCCACUGACCCCUAAUCUCCCCCUCCCAUUGUGCACGAUACUAUAGGCAACCGAGUUCCGAUUUUUCGUUCGAUUUGUGUUGUUUUUUGAAUAUUAUUAUAAUCAUAGAAUCGAGAUUUCGUAAAAUAUAGGUAUUAUUAAGUUAGAUUGUGUAUCUAUGUAGGUAUUUAUUCAAUUUAUUGAGAUUAAACGGAUUGAGCCCUUUUGACACGCGUCAUCAUACAUUUAUGUAUAACAUAAUACAUAUUGUAUAGUGUGUGGAUUAUAUUGUAUUGUAAUAUAUGUUUGUAUAAUGCAAUUGUAUACAUAUAUAUAGUAUUGGACUUGGGUCUUUAUAAGCACAUUAUAUGACGAAAUACAAAAAUAAAAUAUAUGGCGCGAUGACGGUGAAAGAGAAAUAAAUAUUCACAUAGGUUAUAAACGCGUUUUACGACUCGAUUAUAAAACCGAAACAUAUUUAUGCAAUCUAUCGAUAUAAUAUUGAUAAAUUCUUGUGAAAUUUAAUAUCCGCAAAUGAUUAUCGCGGUUUUUCGGAAGUAAAUCGCGGACGAAUGAAUUUUAUUUCAAAUCGAUGUAUUUUUCUCGAUAGCGCAAUUGCGUUAGUGACGACCAAGUUUUAUUUUCAUUCGCCUCAAGUUAUACGCAUUUUGUUUAUUUGUUCGUUUAUGUCGGUUUUUUUUUUCAGAUAUAUAUCAUAAUGCUUAGUACAGCGGGUUUUAUAUAAUUUAUAAAAAAAAAAAAUCUAUUUUUUAAUUGAAAAUAUUAUAAUAACAUGUUAAAAUGUUAGUAAACAACACAGUAACAACCUUGGUUUUAUUUUAAACUUACGUGGCAUAUUGUGAUAAGAAUAACCAUCGAAAAUGGGUAAUAUGUAUUUUUACUUUGUUUUAUGCUGUCCCAGCUGUCCCGUUCUGCGUGGUCUGUGCUAAUUCAAUUCCUCCCCCUUUUUUGUGACUAUUGAAAACAGAAUUUAAAAAAAAAAACAUUCGUAAACCGAAAUCAAAAAAAAAAAUUCACUUAAAUGCGUUUCCCCGGUCUCUCUUUUUAUUUAAUCCAUGUCAUCGAAGUAACCACCAGAAAUUAACUAAAAAUAUUCAAUUUUCGUAUUAUAUUCUCGAAAAUAGCUACCUACCAUCUAGAAAUUAAAUUUCGGAAAUCAGACUUUGAGGUUCACAGUUUCACCGUUGUAAGUGGGUAGUUUCGAAGGUGUUAUAUUAUAGAAUAUAAUACAAGGUGAUUUAUUUUAUAAACUGCAGAAAAUAACAAUAAUUAAUUUCGAUCAAAUAACAAACCUUAGCGAAGCACGGUAAACGGUUAAUGUUAUAGUGUAUGUGUGCCUAUGUAUUAAGUUUUGGUUUUCUAUUUGUGGCCAAGUUCACCGAGAAACCAACAAAAAUAAAACCCACUUACCGCUACUUUUUAUAAAUUCAUUUAUUUUUUUAUAAAAACUAAUAUAAAAUCUAGAAAAAUUGCAGUAUCUUUUAAGGUAAAUACUGUGUAAAAAAAUCGGAGAAUUUUACUCACCCACUGUCUUUUCAAAAAAAUAAAAUUAAUGUAAAGUAUAUUUUUGGAGAAAAUAUUGAGUGUUAUGAAUAUCUUAUUAUCCGAAAAAAUAAAAAAACAGCUCAUAGUAAUCAUACUAAAAGCGCCUUCGCUUCACUUAGUAUUUAAAAAUAAUAUAAUAAAUUUUCUAUUUUCCACCAUCAACGUAUUAAUACUAUGUUGAUAAAAUCAAACAAUUCAUAUUUUUGUGUUUGAUAUCUGCAAAAAUAUGUCUAGACAUCUACCUAUUAUGUGCCGUGAAAGUGUUGUACUCGUUAAUAAUCGUCAAACGAUAUCGCAGUAAACACGAUCGAGAAAACUUUCAUUGUGGACACGUGGUAUACUUGCACGGUGUACAUACGAGUAUGACGCAAUUUUGAAUAUUGUGUGACUUGUAUUUUAUAGUGAAUCGAGUUUGUCCGAAUAGUUUGGCACGUCGUCGCAUUCCUUGUCUCCGUGAUAAUAAUAAUAUACUCGUAGUUUAUAGAUUGACUUUUAAAUUCGUCCGUAACACUAUAGGUUAGUUAUAUUAUACUGUCCAAGCAGUCUCUUAUCAUUGUAUACUUAUGCUUUAGAACUAAACAAUUAUAUUAUUAUAUCGAUAUACGCACAGAGAUGUGGACAAGAUAUAGGUACUUCAAAGAGAAAUACUCAUUACUAUGAAUAAAUUGAUUUCCAUUGAUUUCAGAUACGAAAUAAAAUAGAUUCGUAAGUAACAAGUAUUGCAUUACAAAAUAAUCGUAAAUAUUUCCGACAAUUUAAAAAAAAAAAAUACCAAACCUUGCUGGUUAUAAUAUUGAACGUUUAAAAUUCAGUUGAAGGUAUGUUAUUUAACCAUGUAUGUGAAUUUUUUUUAUCUUUUCCCUACUCAUCCGGUUUAAAUUGUUAACUAUUUUAACUCGUAAAUGGUAUGCGUUCACGAUAUUUUGGUGUUUCGUGCGUGCAUUAAAUUUGUUUGAAAGUAUAUUUUGUCAUUUUAAACAAAUUUUCAUUUGUCAUUUUUACUAUAAAUACGUGCUGAAACAAAGUUUGGAAACCUCUGGUCUAUAAUAUCAUUUUAUUAUGAGUGGAAAGAAAAAAUCGAAAUCAAAAUUUACUCCAUAUUUUCGCCUAUAUAUACCAGUACACAUAUGAUAAUCGCCGCGGGUUCUUGAUAUAAAAAAAUCACUCUGUAGGUAUAAUAUUUGUAUACAUUAUACAGAGUAUUAUAAAGAGAAAUCGAGAUCAUCGCGCGAGAUUUCAUUAUAUUAUGCUAUAUAUAUACAUAAAUAAUUGCGAUAUAUGAGAUCCCCCGACGACUCGUCAAUAAUAUUCUGGUCAACCUUAUACUAUACAGAGCUGAAACGCGACGGGAUAUUCUAUAGGAGCCGUCUUCCGAACCUGCAGUCGGUCGUUUCCGGUUGAAAAUCAAGUUUGACGCGUGUACGGAAUGUAUGCGCAGUCGUAUUUUUUCUUUACCUUGUUCGCUUAUACCAACAAUAUUAUAUUUGAAAAAAAAAAUGUGUGUUAGAAUCGCGAUAGUCGAUAUUAAUUCAAUACGCGCGGCAAUUAUUAUGCGAUAGAACGCGUCAUCGCAACCGUUUCGACGAUGUUCGAACGUGAUAAGCUGCACGCCGGCAUCUUUUCGAUUUCAGCGUCUUGUAUUUAAAUAUUCUCGGUCGCGUUCGCAAUUUUAAUCGCCUUGCAAAAUACUGCAAUAUGUAGUAUUACAGGAACAUGGAAAAUGUCGUUUUCAUUAACUAUAAUUUAGAAAAAAGACAAUUUAAUGAUUUAUAAUCGCUAAAUUAAUAUAUAUUGAAGGCUCGCCAGAAAAACCUCGUAAUUCGUUUUAUUUUUUUGUAUAUCUGUUAACAACUUUUUUACCAGAAAUCUUGCUCCAAUCAAAAACUUUAUAGAAACGUUUAUUAGGAAAAUGUUGAUCUUGUUUGUGCAUUGAAAAGGUCAAUUUUUGAUUUUUCUAGUAGUUUACUUAAUAAGCCCCAAAGUUUUUUUAAAAGUAUUGUUUAUUUUGUUCAAGAUUUUACUAAGAUGCGUUUUUUUUUUCAGAAAACAUUUUCACGAUUAGUAAAAAUACUCCGAAUUUUUCACACCAUACAUUAUAAGUUGCGGGUUUUUGGCUGGUGGCACUUCAUUUAAAUAAUUAUUUGAAUAGUUUUUCUAAAAAUAAUUUAAAACCGACAAAAAUUGAUAAUAAAUUUGUAUACGUUUGUUUAUUUCUGAGUUACCUUGGCCGCAAGAAAAAACACAGUAUUGCAGUUUAUUCAGCUUCGCUUAGAAACGUUGUUUGAUUGCAAUCAUUUAUCUUUAACCCUUGCUAUACAAACUAAAUGUUACCUUAGAUAUAUUUUAUAACUUCCAAACUUGCUAUCUACAACAGUGACUUAACACGGUGUAAAGUUUGUUCUUUCUUCGUUUUAUACGAUAUUUGUAUGUAAUCACAUUAUAUACAUAGAUGUCUGUUUUGAUAAUAUCAGCGGUUGGUAAAAUCUAUUAUAUUUAAUUGCAUAUAAGGAUUUCGAAAAAAAUAAAUAAUACUGACUUAAUCAUUCGUUUUCAUUCCGUAAACAAAAACUGCAACAUGCCAUUUAGCGGAAUCGACCUUUCCAUGGUGCGUCAUUCUGUAAUUAUAAUAUAAAAAAACCUAACAGAUUUCUAAUUGAACAAUAGUUACCUAUGGAUAAUAAAUUGUUUACAUAAUAAUACGAAUAAUAAGUUUGUAUUAACUAUAGAUGCACACUACAAUAAAUAUCAAAUUUUCGCAUCACGGUAAUGAUUUAUCAUGACGUCAACUGCGUAUUACGUAAAAUGUUAUUUUUAAAACAAGACCUAUAUGUACCGAAUUACAUCUAUAUAUGCUCAUAAUUUGCAAUUGCGGACAGAGACGUAUUUAUGGAGGCUCUAGGAGAUAUCUGAUCGUCUCGGGUGGCAUAUUUUUGAGGUAGCAUUUUUAAACAUAUUUUCAUAUCUAACAAUUAACAUCAUUACAAUUUGCGCUCUCGCUUCUCAAUUCUCUAUGAAAAUAUUAUUAUUAUUACUUUUUUUUAAUCUCGUUAUCAUACUCAAAUUGAACAGAGAAAACUGAAAAGUGUUCAAUAGUAAAAUCAUAUCAUGGCCUUAGAUAGAUAAUAUGUAUUCACAGUGAAAUACUUAGGAAAUAUAUAAGUGAUUAUUGACUAAUUAAAUACAUAAUUGUUUUAUAAAAAUACAGUUAUAUUAGGGCUGUAAAUUUGUAGGAAAAUGUAUUUUUUUAUCAGCUGAUCGCAAAACGUAACUUUAUUCUUUGCACAUACAAAGUUUGAAUUAUGUAACGAUGAAUUUAAUAGUGAAAUUUGUAUGUUGCAUUUUUUGAACUUAUUCAGGAAUUGUUUUAACUGAUAAGACCAUUUUUUCCUUUUAAGUUCAUUUACGUUAUUUUUUAUCCAUUUUCACAUAAAUUACAUAUUAUUUUAAUAUACACAGACUGUGUAUACGUCAUACUUAUAUUUUAUUCUCGUUUCCUUGUUUUAAAUUAGUUUACACAGACUAUAAUACACUAUAUAGGUACGAGUAAGUUUACAGAACUACGUUUAAUUUGUCACGAUUCGAUAAGAUUAGGCUAAUCGCUAGCGACAUAUCUGCAGUAACAAUUUUCCAGUGUAAUGUCCCUUUGAAUUUUAUACUGCAAUAUUUGGGAUUAUCUGGGGUUUUUAUAAUUAAAAUGCACAGUUUUAUACAAUUAUAACUUAUAGAUAAUGUAUAAUAUUGUAUAAUAAUAUAUAGUUUGAUAAAUUACAUGAAAAAACUAAAGUGUUUAUAAUUUACCCUGAUGUUAGUUGAAUAUGUGUAAUAUAAAUUAAAUUGAAAUAAACAUUUUUUUUUUUUUUUUGUCAUAAAUUUAUAUUAAUUUUGGGAGAAGAGGGAUGGGGUGGAAAAAUAACCCGGACACUAUAAACCUAUAAAUACAUUUCUAAUUUAUUGCUAGAAAGAAGUUUAAUCUCUCUGGAAAUUAAUUUGUUCAUUUUGAAUAAUGUACCUAUAUAAUAUUAAAUUGGUCCUUAGUUUAGUUAACUAAUAACGAUUUCUUGAGUAUUAUAAAUUGAUGCAACAUAUUAAAACUGUAUGUACUUAAAUUGUUCUAUUAGCGAUUUAAAAAUAUUUUUUAACAGAGUAUCUAGAAAAAAAAAAAUACAAAUAAUGUUAAACAGCAGUCGUGAUUGUUAGCGAUUUACUUUUGUAGUUGGUUCGUUCAAGUACUUUCGUUAAACUCGCCGGCGCGAAUUUUGAGAAAUUAUCGGACGUAUCCCGCUCAACGCCAUGAGUUUUCUGAAUAAACUUUUUUUCCCCGAUCAGCCAAUAUAUCGAAUCGUGAAAGUCUCUAUUGAAGUACGAACCACCAACAUUGGUUCCACCCCCUCUUCUCAGGGUUGGACAUCUUAUGAAAACAGCCCGAAAAAUAUUUAUUCUGCGUCCUCGUUUCGACUAAUUACUUCUACUGCCAAUACUUUCACUUGAAAGCGUUCUCAAUGACGGCUUAUUUGUGUCAAUCAUUUAUAGCCUACGCCCCAAAGGAGUUUCUGCACAUAGAUUAUUAUAGGCGCUUAAUUACUUACUGCAGUCCCUUGCAGCUUAUUAAAGGCCCCUAAAUAGUGUUAAGCAAUCCCUGGCGGCUUUUUACCAACGCCUCGAGCACUAUUUUACAGCUCAAUAGAACAACCCUUGAUCAUAUCUCGUAUUGUGUUAGACUCGAUUAGGCAACUUACUUUGACUUAUGCUGGCAGACUUUAUUCAACUAACUCAUUUUUAUCACGGCCUAUACCAGAGUACUUAAUGUAACGCUGGACAUUUUUUUAUUAAGGAAGAGUGUAUAUUUAAAAUGCCCUAUCGAUUCCACCAGUCUAGAGAUGCAAGUUUAAUCGAACCAGAACAUUAUGGGGAAAAUGGAAAUUUUCCAAAUUAAAAUUAGCUAAAUAAUAUAUUUUAUCUGAAAUGUUGAGAUUCUGAAAAAUGUAAUGUAAAAUGACUAUUAUGUUUUCGUAUUUGAUAUCGACUAAUUUAAAUGAUCAAUGCCUUUAUUGUUAUUUUGUUAAUUGCUAAUAUAUUAUAUUUUAAACUAUUUUACUUCUUUUCCUUCACCUUUACCCCAACUAUUUGGCGUUGAUUUCCUAGAUGGGACAAUCCGCCUAAGUCUUGUUUAGAACUCCUCGUCCUGUUUGAUAGAAUUUUACACCGGCUGUUGACCUGACGCAACCCCAUUAGUCGUCUCUUACGACAGGUAGAAGUACCAUGGAAGUAUUAUGUUCCCGUCCCACAGAGAGAAUUUUUUAAACUAUUCUAUAUUAUGUACAUAUAAUAUGUUGUAUAAUUGCCUAUUCUAAAUAUAUUUUUUAUGUACCUACCGAUAGUGAUUUGAAAUUCUCUGCUAGUUUUUUAGGCCCGAUUAAAAACAUACCUAUCAAAAAAAUAUAUACAUAUAAAUAUCUGGUCGGGACGUUAUUGUUGAGAAAUCGGCUGCUUGGCUACGAUUAUACGUAUUAUUAUAAUAAUGACGAUCUGCGGUCGGCGGUCGUAUUGUCGGGCUGUUUCUAUCCCGUUUCAUGUAACCACGAGUAUAAAAUCGUAAAUUUUAUUAUGUCAUUGUAUAAAUAUACUCACUAUAUAUUAUUUAUACUAUGUUAUAUUAUGUAUAGUAUGUGGGGUGCGUGAAGUGACGUCGGCGACAUAUAUACACGUAUAUAGGGUGAAUCGACACUAUAUAUACCUACACAUUAUAAUAACAAUAAUCUUAUAUAAUAAACUCCGGAGGGACCUGCACGAGCACAAUGGUCCGGGCGCCCUCUAUAGUAUACCCGGUAUAUUAUGCCCGCGAGUCCGCGAUCUAAUUGUCGGGUUUUUCGGUUUCAAAGGCGCCCGCGUAUAAUGCACGUGAUAAUUGAUUGCGGGACGAGAGGUUAGGUCGCGGGGGACGACGUUUGAUUGCCGUUUCUGCGCGUCUUUGGCGGUUUUUUUUUAUAGGGGAAUUACGGCUUUAUAUACGACGACGACGGUUGUUUUUUACCGCACACCGGUACACUUAACUGUACCUAUAUCGACGAGCUGCAGUUUACGACGGCCGAUUUCCCGGACAAAAGCGGCCAAUAGUUUUAAACGACAAUAGUACCUAUAUAAUAUGUAUCUAUACAUCAGUAUUCAGUAUAUUCAUUCCGGGGUUUCCCUUUUUCGUGUCUGGACGCGCAUUAUUAUUUAAAAUAUAUACUUGCAUACGAUACUGACGACGGAUCCCGGGCCCAUUGUCCCGUUUAGACGUUUUUUUUUUUUUUGUUUUUGCGGUUUUCCGACGGUGGAUUUAUAAUAUACGAACGGAUACACGCACGCACACGAAUACUUGAGCGUCACUCGUUUAAAACAGGUACACUUAUACUUACGAGGUAUUAUUUAGACGGACCCGGACGACGUGCGGAUGUGUAUAUGUUUUAUAUAAUAUACCCCUGUAAUUAAUCUCGCGACUUUUCGGGGUCUCUUAUUAUUUACAGCAUCUCGCCGUCACCGCGGACCCGAUUAACACACCGUAUACAUUUAGAUAAUAAUAUACCUAUAUAAUGGCGUUAAAGAUAAAAAAAACAACAACAAUAUUAUAAUAAACUCACCCCUCCGCGCGAUUAAUCACGUGUCAAACGAUAAUGGAAGUUUCGGGCUUUACCGCUCGAUUUACAUAAAUCCCACUCGUUUUGAAAACGCGCGUCAGAAAAGCGAUUUAUAACUCGUCGCGCGUAUUAUACAGCACGUGUACUAUGAUGCAGUGUAAUUAUAUUAUAUUCGCUUAUACAUUGUCCUGCUGCACCGCGUCCUGCAUCGGCCGAUGCGACGAUAUUUAUUGCGUUUGUCGUUGUUAACUCUGCGAAAAUCGUCGCUUAUCGUGGUGCGCGCACAAGACGUAUAGGUACUUGGGGAAGAGAAUGGGGUAUGGGGAUAUAACACGUAUAACCCUCUCCGAAAUGUAUGCUUCUUUACGGCAAAUUUCUUUAACUCCAAAUAAACGUACAUAAAUAUGUAACACUGUAAUAGUAUAUUAUACCUAUUAUUAGAGUUUCGCCUAAAACCUUCCCUGAACUCAACAAAUCCUACGGUGGUGCAGCGAAAUAUCCGGACAAAAUUAAUUCUAUGUCGAAUGUAACUGAGUUAAGUCUCGGUAACUUACCUUAGGUCAGUUACUUUGAUAAAUAACAAGUUAUUACUCCAAGAAAAAAUUAAAUCAUUAAGUUAUUGGAUAGUUGCUUAACGAUUUGUUCACAGUUACACGUAAAAAACAUAUACUCUAGUUAAGUUACUUUCAGAAAAUUAUUUUGUAAUCUUUGCCGAAAACGUUUGCUUUUCCAUUUUUUCAGCCCAAAUAGUGUGAACGCUAUACAUUCUAACGAGUAUUCGUUUAUUCGAUUGCGCAAAUUUGUUUCACAACUACAGUAUGUCUGUUUACAUUAAUGAUGUAUUAAUAUUUAACAAACCGUUUAUUGUCUAACCCUGUCUUGGAUUUUUAAAAUUGUCUAAAUAACAAUAACAGUUUGUCGAACUAUAAUUAUAGUUCGGUUAAUCGUAAAUUAUAUUUGAUGAAUUAUCGAUAUUUUUGUUGAACCGUCAAUUCUUUAUUCGUGUCAACAAAUGAUGACGGACUGGUUUUAUACACACGAUUUCUCGUUCUGCGCGUUACACAGUAUGUUCAUCAUAUAAUAUGUAUAUUGUAUUAUUACAUUGAAUAGUGUAUCGAAAAUGUCAUAAUAUUAUUACCCAAUUUCGUAAUACAGAGUUCACGUUAACAUAAUUCGGUGUAAAAAAAACCUAUAAUUAUUAAAGUACCAAUAGUAAAAAACUACAAAAAAAUAUUAAUUACUGUACUUAUCCAUUUUCUUUAAUUUUUUUUUUAACGUUUUCCUAUAAUUAUAUACGUAAAUAAUUAUUAAUUUAUUGCUAUUAAUAGAUAUAUUUUACCAGUUAAAAAUUGUUUUCCAGCAAAAGUGUAUUAUUAAAACAUUUAAAAAACGUUUGUAAAAUAGGAAAAAAAAAAUUUUCUAAAAGGAGGAGGCGGAUAUUUCGAAUUUUACUCGAAAAACACUCUUGGCUCUUUAUUCGACAACAAGAGGCGUUCAUUUUGUGUAACAUACACCUAUAUAUGUUAGGCAUACGUGUUUUUCAUUGUACCAUAAACAAUAAUAAUACACAUACUUGACGUAUGCACGCAUAAAACUACCUUUGUCAAGUAUAACUUGUACAUUUUUUUUUUCUACAUUUUCCGUGUUAAAUAGCACGAUAAACACAUAGGCCUCAUUUAACGGUCAUCAUAUGAUUACAUAUGUGUAUAGCAACGGUUCAUUAUAUGUGUCCUGGGAUGCCGCAUCGUCAUGUGAAAUAUUAUCUAAUCUUAAAGUAAAUUUGAAACCCAAAUGACAGUGUAGAAACGGUGACGAUUAUUACGAUUACACUUAAACGGUUAUGAGAGCAUACUCCAGUAUAAUAUAGGUCUAUAGGCUUAGGUUCUUUUUUGUUCAUUUUUUUUUAGAAAACACUCUUUCAGUUAGUAAAAAUGUUCAAAACUAUUCACAUUUAACCUCAAAACAUGCUGCAUUUUCGCCAAGCAGUACUUAAUUUAAAAAAAAUAUCUAGACUCCCAACAGUUUUUCUCUAAACUUAAAAAAAAAAUAGCAACGUUUAUAAGUAUACUUAUAGGUUUUAUUCUUGUUUAUUUCUAAGUUACUACUAAUACUAGAUACUCAGUUCAAAAAGUUCGUCACGAGUCAAAAAAUUUAGGGAAGCACUGGUAUAUAUAUUAUACUAGUAUAAUAUACCUAAACAGCUUGCAAAAGACGCCGCAAAAUGAAUAAUUACAAAUUAUUUUUAGUUUAUUACGACAGUUAAACGGAGAAUAUUGGAGAAUAUACAGGUCGUACCUAUGUACGACCUGUAUACAAUAAUAUAUAAUAUACUCUUAAACUAUUUAGUUUUUUAUUUUUUGUGAAGUAAAUAAAUAAAACUUGUGCGUGAUAAAAAUCUUACUAACGAAUACCCAUUGUAGGUAUCCUUUUGAGAUUUCAAUAAAUUCCGUUUAUACAGUGAAAAAUCAUUAACCUACGUCGUUCACGAUAGCAACACAAGACAAACCGUUUUUUUCUCAUCGGCAGGCAAUGAAUAUAUUAUAAUAUAACAGUGUUUUCAAAGAGUGUAAAAUUAUAUUAUACACGUCUAAUUGUAACGCCCGACUACCUAUUUUUUUUUUCUUUACAAUAAAAUAUCGACAGUACAAUUUUAUUAUUCUCAAUAGAUCGGCUUUAAAAUUAGAAAUCAGUAAUUUCAAUUCAAUCGUUGUAGGUACGUGUACAUUUACUAUGUUCAUAGAUUUUGCUAAGAAUUUCGACUAGAAAACUUAAUUCAUUCAAAAGAUAACAAAAGGGGAAAUUCUAAAAUAUAUCAUUGUUGCAUAAGUUAGUGAAUUCAGGAGAUCAUUUUUUUGUUUGUUUUUUUAUUAUUAAUAUAGGGAAAAACUUAAAACCAGAUUACGAUACCUACAACAGUUUUGAUCAAAAUGAAUAGACACAGGCCUGCAAAAGAGAGUUUUAUAUAAAAUCUGCAGCGAAACUUAUAGCCAGAUUUUUAAAUUAGGGUUCAUUGUGUAAUUUUAGACAUUUACAAGGCUACAUAGGGAGGGGGGGAAUAAGACCUACAUUAACAGGUACCGAGUAUUAGCUGUUAAGUAGUUAGAUAUAAUACCUAUACAUUUUAAUGGACUCCAAUGUUCCAUCAUAUUAUUAUCAUUAGCCAAUUAAACUUAAAUCUACAAAUUACAUAGAUUAGGAUAGGUUAGGUUAGGCCGAAAUUAAUAAUAAAACGUGUUAAGCCUACUGAACAGUUGUGACUGAUUUAAUAAAUGCGGUCAAAAUAUUGACUUAUCCGUCACAUUCGGAAUGCGAUUGAACUGAACGGAUCCAGGAGCGUGUUCGCUCAUUUUUAAUAGGUACUUACUAUAAUAAUCGUGUUUGUUAUUAUAAUAGCCAAUUGUAUAUUAGACGUGUAAUAUAAUUUAUUAUUUGCCAGCAUUAUAUUAUAGGUACACACCGGCUAAGAAGACGAGUUUGGCGCGUUGCAGGGGAGUGAAAGCCCCCCGAAGCGUCCAUAGAGAUAUGUGUUGUCCGUAGAUGCAAUCUUGGAAUAUUUUGUAAUCAACGUAAUCAGUAAACUUGGAUGUUUAUCGUACGAUCGUUGCCCGCGGUCGAACGGCCAAUUUGAUAAACCUACCUACUAUGUUAUGCACCUAUUAUAACUGUUAAACAAAUACAAAUACAGUAACAAUAACACACGUUAGUGAUGCAGUUAUAGAUACCAAACGGUAUACAGUAUACGGUUAAAUUGUUGCACACGACUUGACGCCGUAAGUUUAGAACAGAUAAUUCGUACUUUGGACGAAUUAUAAAAAAAAAAAAAACUUUAACUGUGUGCAAAACUGUGCGUCUAGCCUUGAGCGGAAAACAGUGCAUUUUUAGUACUUUUUCUGUCUCGUCGUUUUAUUCGUUGUGUUAUGAUUUUGUUAUACACUGCACUCGUGUUAAAAUAUAUUUGCAUACUUACAACGACAAUGAUGACACGACUAGUGAAAUUUACAACAAAAUUAGCAAAAAGUGAUUUAAAAAAAAAAAAUGCUGUAACUGGUUAUAUCGAAAAACGGUUUUGAGCAGAAUGUUAUAAAUUUAGAGCGUGGAUUUAUAUUCUCUUAAAAUCUUGAAUAUAUGAUUAUAAAAUUCUCUAAGAAUAUUAUUAAAAUAUUUAAAAAUAUGUUUUUAUAUGAAUAUUCAAUAUAUUCUCUUAACAUCAAAAUAUGUACUUAUAUGUAAAACAAAUUUAAUAAAUAAUAAUUAACAAAAUCAAUAACAUUAUUAAAAUAAUAAUAUACUCAUGUUUUUAGAUCAUUAUUUCGGUAUCGUUUUUAAUUUAAUGAAUUAAAUUAAAACUUGUAAAUCAUAGCAGAACAGUCAUAUACUAUGAAAAAAAGGAUUUUUUAAUUUUAUUAGCUUCGAAUACCAAAUGAUAACUCGUUAUCACUGGAGGAAAACAUGUGAUAAUUUACGUGGUAACAAAUUAUUACCAAUUAUUCGGGCCGUAGGUAGUCUGUUGUCUGAUAUUAAAAAUUCGACUAACAGGAUGUGUACCAUCGUCAUUUACCCUAUUUGUAUUAUGAUAAACAGUAAAAUAAUAAUUUUCGCACUUCAUUAUCAUUUGCCAAAAAUCAAAUCGUAGUGACAUUGAAAACUAUCGUACGACGUAGUUAUUAAUAAAUUAUUAUAAAAUAGAAAAAAAUUAUCGUUGCGGUUGAAAUGUACAUAAUUUUUUAAUUCCUGGAAAUAUUUCAAUACAUACAUUUUUAAUUAGUCAAAUAUGCACUUAUAUGCAAAAUACAAUUUUGUACUUAGAUUCUUUGUACUGUGAAUCGUUAACAUAUCCUACUCUCGUGGUUAUGCACACAUCCAUUAAAAAAAUGUUUUUACAUAGAAAUUCGCGCUCUAAAUUUAUAAUUAUAGUUGUAUUUUUUCCCUUGUUGCCAAGAUAACACAGAAACUAUCCACUAUCCACUCUGAAGUCCACUUAUUGCACUAACUAUAAAUCAAAAAUGUUACAGGUAUUUUCGUUUCUGGUUAGAGCAAAAUUGUAGAUACAAACAAUUUUUACAGAUCGUAGUAAGGCCAAAACAUACAUCAUUUUUUUCACUCAAAAACUAAAACGUCUCGGCUUUGAAAAUCUAGUAAAAAAAAAUUCCAAACAGUGAACUUUUAUUAGGCUGUAAACAAAUUAUUCUCGAUAAAAUAACAUAGGCACCUACUACAUGUAUAUUUUUAAAUAUCUAUUAUUAUAAGUUUUCAUAUUUAAUGCUUCUAAACGUAUUAUCUACAAAUUGUAUACGCAUUUUUCGCCCGAAUGCAAAGCCUCUCUUAGUUUUUUCAAACGAAAAUUUUGUUCAGGCCGUCCUGAUAUACUAGAACCGCGUGUGUGAAAAGCAAGAUAAUAAAUUUGAUUUUUUUUUUUUUUUCAGAGAAGAGUUGAUGUUACACCAGAUCACGGACGGAUCGCAUUUCAUGCAACUGAUAUUCGGCACGGGAAUGACGCUUUACGACUGCGAGUACGUCCAGGAACCCGAAACGGCUGCGCAUUUCGUUCGCGAGUUUUGGGAGGAGGAACGGGGUAAAAAUCACACGGUCGAAUCCUUGACGGAGAAAUACGCCUCUAUGGUAAAUUUCAAUCGUUUGAAAAACGCUUGUCAUAAAAACCAUAAGAAAACGAGGAGAAGACUGGCGUACCAGCACCGUCAUCGCCAAAGCGACGCCGACAACGACGUCAAUAUCGUUAACGACGGGUCAGUUUACAUUAUAAUAUUAUACGUACCUAUCUACAUAAUAAUAAUUAUAAUAAAUACGAGUAUAUUAUUAUAUCCGGUAGUAAUGGUGCGUAUAGGGUGCACACAGUGUUUAGGUACCGUUGGUUCUAUUUGUAAAGUAUACCCGCCUAUUAUAUAUUCAAGCAGGAAAACUUGUUUUGUUUUUUUUUUUUUAGAUUUUUGUCUUUUGGGUUGUUGCAUAAUAAUACGGAUGCAGUAGCAUAGCUGACCAUAAUUAUUAAAAAUUUCGCUGGACGCAAACGCUGGCAGCGGUAUAUUAUUAGCUGGAAUCAGGGUAUGCGGGUUUUUAUGUACCAAAAAAAAAAAUCUAAAAUAUGAUUCUAAUAUUUUCAAAAAAAAAAAAACCCAACAAAAUAUUCUCUUUAAAACUUCGAAAAUUAUACAAUAAUAAUCAAUAAAUAAUUUUUUUUUUUACGUUUCACAUUUCUACAAUAUGAUAAAGUAAUCAAUAGAUAGACAGUAGAUAGAUCAAUAAUUUAUUGCUGAACAUACAUUGAUUAUAAUAUUAAAUAAAAAAUGUUUUUUCUUUUUUAAUUUAACUUUACUUGCGUACAAAGUAAACAAAUACGUUGUUCUUAUCAGUAUGAAACCCACUGUCAGUAGCCGGUUAGCCAAAUUCUUAAAUCCCUGAAAUAUUCUCGAAUUCAUAAAAAAUCUUAUUUCUCUCAUAAAACUGCAUAUUAUACUCAGUAACAAUGUCUAAACAAAUAAAAAUUUCGAACUCUAUAAAAUUAUUAUAAUUCUUACAUAAGGUCGACAGCUUUGAGCACAAAAAUAUAAUAAAAACAUCAUGCAUAUUAGUGAUGGCGGUCGAUCAAUCUUUGCAAAUAGGAUAUUCUUGCCAAAAACUAACGAAAACACACGACAAACCGUACCUAUACUGAUCGUAAGUUUUUUUUUUUUUUAUUCUAUUAUAGUUAUUUUACGAGGCGCGCGGUAAUUAAUGGGCGUUUUACACGUGUAGAUAAUUUUAGCCCAAGUUUAUAUACCUGCUGGUUGGCUAUAGAUUUCUAAACUAUAUUUGUAUGCUCUAACAACGGGGAACUACUGGAGUAUAUUAUAAUAUUUAGUCAGUAAUAGAAAAACGAAAUCCGUAAUACCACGGAGGAAAGACCAAGUAUUUUAUGAUAUUGAAUUUCGGAAUUCUGUUAAUUAAAUGAUAAUCGAUUUAAAUAUACACGUUAAAUAGAUUUCGAGGUUAGCUUAUGAUUUAUAUGAAUUCCCGAUGGUAAUUUUUAUUUUCGAACAUAAAUUUAAGCGGUUCUAACCCCCCCCCCUCCCCUCCCUCCCGAAUAAAUGAUAAAAAAAAUCAUUAUUUGCGCCUAUGGUUAUAUAUAUUACAGAAAGAAAAAGACAAAAAUGUUUAUUGUUGGUAACGAUUGGCAGCACGGUAUAAACUCAAUUCACGAAAAUAUGCCUCACGAAGACCACCCAAAACAUAAUGAUACAGGAAUAUCGGCGCCACUGCGUUAUUGUAUACUAUUAUUAUAUAGAUAAUGAAUAUUAUAAUACUAUUACGUUCGCGUUCCGACACUCGACCGUAUAGGAAAAUGGCAAUUGAAUAAAUUAUUAUAAUCACACGCCCGCGGUAAGCGAUAUUUCAAAAGAGUCGUAUUAAUAAUACACACGCUUGCGAUAAAAUUUACGAUAAUCACGUAAAAUAUUAUAUUGCAUAGCACUAUUAUUUAUUUUUAUACUCGAUGAGCCGGAGAGACAAGCGCUUGUGGUGAAAACGGAUUGAAAACAUAAGCGAGAACCGAAACGACAUUGUUGGACUUAAGUUUUGAAAGCGGAAUGUAAAAAAAACAAAGAGGUCUAAACAUAAAAUUAAGUUCUCGUUUAAAAAAACCAAAGUUGUUAUCACCAUAGGAUACUCCUUAAAUAUUGCGCUAAAUCUAAUACCUAUUAAUAUCUCCGUUCAUUGAGCUUAAAAUUUCUAAAAACCAUCAUUUGAUUUUGAGCUUAUGCAUAAUUUAACCAUACAAAUGGUGCGAGUAUGCUUAAAAAUCACCUUGUAUAUUAUAUUAUAUAUUUAUAGUUAUAAAACAAUUAUUUAAUCAAUAUAAUAGUUUUUAAAAAUUAUCCUUGUCAUUUGACUGCCGCUGUAAUCUAUACAUACAAAACUAACCUUAUAAAAUCACCAAUCCAUUUUUAAAUUUGUAUUUUUACACCGAUACCUGUUAUUAUUUCCUUAAUAAUGCUGGUAAGAAUCAAAUUAUUAUUUCUCUUCUAUGGAAGAGUCACUAUCUAUGGAUAACAUGGCAUGUUUGUCACAGUGUUGCCAAGUUAGCACACAAGGAAAGUAAAUUCAAGGAUUUCGGUUGAUUUUCAAUUAACUCUUAUUUUUAGGCUUGAAACGAUCCGUUUAUGACCAUCGCACUUCUAAGUUCUAUUAUGUACAGCGAAGCAUCGAUAUUUUUUUCAGGUCGUUUUCUAUUGUAUCAUACCAUAUUUGUCAAAGCGUUCCUCUUGGUCUUUUCUCCGUUAAUUUCUAUAUGAGCGAACCUUCUGCUCGUUAGACAUGUUUUGCUCAUUUUAACUUCUUCGAACUAAAAACCAUCGUACACUUGGCUCAUUGACGCAGGUUUUCGUUACCUAGGUCUUCUUUGGAAACUUUCUAAGUCAUUAAAUACAUACACCGAUCCAUAAAUAUUUACUGCGGUAUUUUUCUUUUAGAACCGUGUAGUUUUUCUACAUUGCUAUUAGUGCUAGGAACGAUUUUUAAUCUAUAAACUUAUUUAUCUAGGGUUAAAAACUAAUCGAUAGUAAAACGUAUACGUAAAUCUCGUUUCGAAGUCGACAUGUGUGUGAUAGAGGCGAAGGGGACGAAGAAAAAUAUCAUUUAUAUAUAAUACGAGUAUAUGUUUAUUUGAAUAUUUUCCCCCUUUCAGAAAACGCCGGAAGAGAGAUCUGAUGUCCGUGUUCAGAAUUCCCGGUACCGAGUGGUGUGGCAAAGGACGUUCGGCCAAAUCGUACAAACACCUCGGCGGGUUCGGCGGAGCGGACAAAUGCUGUAGGAUUCACGACACUUCUUGUCCCAUGUGGAUCGGAGCCAUGGAAAGAAAAUACGGCCUGUUCAAUUGGAGAUUGAACACACUGAUGCACUGUUCGUGCGACCGCAGGUAACCGCUGAUAAUAUAACGAUAAUAAUAAUAAUAAUAUACCGACGACGGCGUUGCCGACAACUGUCAAUCACAAUCGCGGUACUUUUAACGAUUUAUUAAACGGUCAUAAAAAAAAUAUCGAUUACGAUUCGUGCGCGGAAAAAAUUAACACCGCGUGUGUAUACAAAUAAACACCCGCCAAGACAGCGCCCACGUGCCCGUCUACGUACCUAUACCUAUAUCCGACACGAUACGAUGUUUACUUAAAGGUCCGAAUGACGGGUCGGCGAAAAACGUUUAAAAAAAAAAAAAAAAUCUGACGGCCAACAGGUGGGAGGUCGACAAAACAAUCGUGAUUAAACAACGUGGUUUUUAUUUGUAUUCGUUGGCGUUAUACAGGUAUUUCGAACGCCGAGGUUUAAUUUUGCUUUUGUUACGUUAACCUCUAUACUAUAUUAUAAUAUUGUCCGUACAAACAUCUUUUGCGAACGUAGUUAUUCUUUAGAAAAAAGGUUAUAAAAUGUGAACGUUACCCAAAAGUAUACUAUAACAUAUGUUAUAAGUCAUAUGUAUAAUAUGAAUUUCGUUCGUCCUGUAUUAGAGAUAUUAUUAUGUUAUAGGUGCCCAUACUUAUUAUCAGAUUUUAAGGUUAUUUAUGCGCUAAAAAAAAAAACCAAAAAUCAACUAAAAUUGCACAUAACAUAACAUAAUAUUAACAUUUUACAGAAUUGAACUUAUUUGAAUUUAUCUUAUGCUUAGAUUACUUAAUUUAUGAAUCUCAUGCCGUGUAAUUUUUUUGGAAACGUUAAGGUAUACAAUCGUAUACGUAUGUAUUUGCACGGGGUAUAUCCCGUAUACCCCGUAUGUACCCUGCAAAACAUCACUGAUAAUAUGUAUUAGUAUAAUAAUGUAUUUGUUUUAAAACAGAGUAUAUAAAUAGUCAUUGUCCGAACAAUAUUGCAAUUUAAACGUAAUUCGAUAUUGCCAUAAAAUUACAGUAUCGUUUUUGUGCCACAUAGUAAAUCGCUAAAUAUACGAUUUUAUUAAUCAGAACCGAGACAAUUAAAAACGUUCCUCUUCUAGAAUUUCAAUUGAUCUUAAUUAAACCCGUUAUGUUCGCUAAAUUAAUAAUUAUCAUUAUACUCACACUAUACAUGUUAAUUUUAAUUAAGUGUAGUGCAUUGUUAUGGCGUUAUGUUAUAGAUUGAACGCAUUUCAGUUUUUCAUAAACUAUUUAUACGGCGUUUGGAAAGCACACAAGUGUAAAAUAAUUAUGUAUUUUAUGUUUGGAUAGGUGUUUACAUAAAUUGUUUUAAAAACGUCGCUCUAUACCUGCAAAUUUGAGGUAACUACCGUAUUCCUGCAAUUAAAUUAAAUAUGUGUGUAUAAUAAUACCGGUAUUGUUACAAAAUUACGCAUAACGAUCGGAGAUUAACGAACCUGUAUAUUAUUAAACAAUAUUUGUAUUACUGUACAGGAGCUGUAUACGUUGACAUAAUGAGAGAUGAUUUCCACUGGGGGAGUAUUAUGUUUUUAAGGUGAUGAUAACAAUGUUGACUUUGUUGUUCAGUCUGCCCACACCGGGCAUUCAAUAUUUGCUGACUUUUUGGUCAUUCGUGGUUCUCUAUUAUUAUUAUGCAUACAAAACCGGCCUAAUUGACUACGUCCUCUUAAAAAAAAAAAAAAAAAAAAAAAAAAAAAAAAAAAAAAAUUUUUUUUUUUUUUUUUUUUUUGUUUUUAAAUAUUCUUUCUUCAUACUAAAAUGUAAAUAUCACGCCGCUUUUGUCGGUCGAAAAACGUUUUGACGUUUUGGCGUUACGCGGACGUCCGGUAAAUAAAAAUAUUUAAAAGUCGAUACUUCUCACGGGUAAGCCACUGUUAUAGGUGGGUAUAGUUGGAAAGGUAAGAUUUAAAUUCAGUCUAUAAUAGGUCUAUAAUCAUUCUAUAAUCAGUCUAUAAUAAAUCGUUGCAGACGAAAAUACGAUUCUGAGCGGAGUAGUAUAUAAUAUUAUUACAAGUCGAUUUGUCCCCCGUAGUUGAAGUAGCACAGAAAUCAACAAAAACAAAACCGAUGUACAACAUAUUAUAUUGUUAGUUUUUUUUUUUAGUUUUAUAGAAAAAUUCAUAGGAAUCUAAACAUUUUUUUCAAAUAAAGUACUAGUGAGUGAAAAUUCCACAUUUUUUUUCAUGUACGAUGCAAAUAAUUUGGAACUUUUUUACUAACCGAGUAAACGUUAACCGCAAGAAAAAAAAAAACAAGGUAAAAACACACGCAUCAUGUACAGUAACACACCAAUAGAUUGUUCGCUCCCCUCAGAAUCUAUAACAGUAACAAUAGCAUUUUCAAUCGAGAAUAAAUAUUGUUUACGUAUAGCGCUAAAAAAAAAAAAAUUACAUAAUCGAACCAUAUAUCUUAAUCUUAAUCCACAACCGCGAAGUUAGCUGCAUAAAUUAUAAAAAUUGUAUAAUAAUGGAUUAACCGGUUUGUUUUUUUUUUGUUUUUUUUCGAGUAGGCGUAGGUGCUACGGUGAUAUAUUUCUAUAUUUUCUAAUAAUAUUAUUAUUAUUAUUAUCAUCAUCAUUUUUGGGCCCGAUGGGCAUAUCCGGACAUCGGCACAGAACGCGUAUAUAGGUAUAUAAUGAGAAAAUUAUCAUAAUAUACGAAGCGCCUAUAUACCUACGAAAUAAUUAUUAUUUCAAUCGUAAUACUAUAUGUAUAUAAUUGUCUACGCGAUACGUGUAAUUCACGCUGAACAAUAUUAAAUACUGCGCAGGAAAUUUCUUACGAUACACCUGACCGUACAUACCUAUUGAAGAGAGAGACAGAAUCGUUAUUUAUAUACAAUACGAGACACUAUACACAACACCACUGUAUAGUAGUAAUAGUAAUAAUAAUAAUAUAAGCGAUAUUGUGCCUACAACAAAAUGUGUGUAAUCUGAACCCGUACCACGAUGGGAUUCGAAAUAUUAUUGUAUUUAUCGUGAUAUCACGCGAUACAUAUAUAUAUAUAACAUAUAGGUACUAUAACAUUAUAUUGCGCGAUUAUGCGUUACAAUCGAUUUAUUUGUUCCUUCGAUCGUACAAUAUUCUCAAGUAUAAUAUUAUUAUUAUAACAGAGCGUGAGUUUAUAGUAUGCAGUAUGAUAAUUUCAAAUAUUUCAUUCACGUACCGUCACGUCAUUAUGAUACACAUACCAUUAUGCGUAUAUUACCAUACACACGUACGUAUAAUAUUAUUAUUUAUUACCGAAAUAAAACAUUCAGAAAUUAAAUUUGUUAAGGAAAUAUAUCAUAUAAUAUAUUUACAGGUACCCGGUACCGUUAUAAUAUUAUUGUGUACAAAUUAAUAUCGAGGCUCUUACGAUGAAAACGAUUUUAAAACAUUUAAGCCCGGUUAUCGAACGCGUUCAAAUAUUUGUCCUGAAUACAGGUAGGCACCCGUGUCAGACUUCGAAUAUUAAUAAUUAUUGUUUAAAAAACGUUUCGAGCUAUUAAAUAUCGUUUGGAAAUAUCUACGAUUGAGAACUCGGCGGCGAUUGUUCAAAUUUAACAGUUGUUUAUUGAAGCGCGUAAUUAUGAAAAAAAAAAAAAGUAUAAUACUGCCACUGUUGUAGGUGAAUAUUUGGAAAAGUAGAAGAUACGUGAACAUUUAAUUUGAUUAAUAUGUACUGUGAGCAACAAUUCUGAGCGGAGUAGUCAUGUUUUUCCCACGUUUCCGAGUAAAUCCAGAAAUCAACCAAAAAAAAAAAAAAAAAAAACAUAAAAUAAAAUGUUCCUAUAGGAGAGAACUUCAGAUAAUUUCGAUCAACGUUUCAAAUUAUCUAUAAGUGCAGACAGAACUAAUGCAUCUUACGUGGACGAAACUGGAGAGUAACCAAAAAAAGUGAUAAAAAUCCCUUUUUUUUCGGGGGAAGUAUUAGGAAUUUUGAAACAUUUUCGCAUAUAAAGUACCACCGGGAAAAAUAUCCGUGUUUUUUGAGGUGUAAAAAUAAAAAAAUCGGAGCAUUAUUACUAACCGAAAAAAUGUUUUCCGAGAAAACAACAAACAUUAUGUUAGUGUAUUAUAAAUGUGUACGAAACUUGGCCUAAGGACAGCGAUAAUAGUAAAAAUAAAUUUAUUUUUCAAUUAAAUAAGUUUCUCCUUAAUUACACAGCGUGUUACAGAAUUAUUUUAAUCAUAAAAUUACGCGGUAUAAUAAUUUGAGCAUUUUUGACUCAUAGUGUUAAUGUAUGCACGACACUAUAUAAGACUUUACGGCAAAUAUAUAUAGUUCAAAACAAUUAUUUUCUGUAACUAGAAAACUAAAGAAAGUAUACUCGUCAAAGUGUAUUAAAUAUUAAAUUAUAGAUAUUUAACUAUUAUAAUAUACUUAAUGCAUUUUUUAUUUUAAACUCUCGACAACAUUCAUGUAUAUUUUCGAAAGUACCUAUAUUGUAUUUGGUUUAACGAUUAUUGAGAUCAUAGGUUUUUUUUUUCUUCAUUAUACUGUUCACACGUGUUCACAAAGUGCAGUUAUAUUAACUGGCCAAAAGUACACGUAAUGAUUUGGCAUUUUUUCAAAUAUAGAAUAUAAUAUAAACUCCGAGAAUAAUAAUUUUCAAACGAGGAACACACUCAAGGUUAAACGCCUUAAUCCAAUGUAUAAUAUUAAAUUAUAUAAUCUACACUAGACUACUAAUUGUUUCAUAAUGUACUCGUAUCAAAUUAAAUCACAUAUUAUUUGCGAAAAUCGGCGCGUUUUCUUGUUGUUUCCGUACGUUGGCUAUAAGUAUAGGCUUUUUAAGACCGUCUUAUUCUCGUACAAUCAUAUACAUAUUUAUAAUCAGGGAUCGGGACUUAGAGUAUUUGGCAUUAUUUUGGUUUGACAUUAAAUCAAGGAAGGUGCUAUGGUAAUAUUCAAGCAUGAAAUUUUAAAGUACUUAUUUUUACUAUUAUUAUUAUUUCGUUAGCUUUAAAAGAAAAAAUAUAUACUUUUUACUAGUUCUUUCGGCUUUUAAUUCGCAAAUUUUGUACUUUAUGAUUACGCAAGCGAGUUACAAGAAAACCUAGAUUUCUCGUUCGGUAAUAGAGUAUAAUAAUAAAGAAAUUGCCGUGUUUAAAUUUUUGGUUCAUCCCGAGGGAGAGGGGGGGGGGUUUGUCCCGAACUCUGUUUAUGAGAUCCGUAUUGGUAUAAUUCGAAAUUCCCUUGUUACAUUCAGUGUUUUCGUAUUAUUAUAAUGUAUAUAUGUUAUAGGUAUUCUCGCGCUUUCUCGUAAACGAAACGGUCGACAAAAUGAUUUAGUGUACGUAUUAUUAUUAUGUUGUGAAUGAAAUAAUAAAAUCAUAUAAAAGGAGAAAAAACACCCGUACCAACGAAUCCGUCCCAUUAGCCACGGUCUCGCAAGGGCCUGUUUUCUAAAUUUAAUUUAAAUGUACUCUAUCCUCCCGCUGUUCUUACCCUUCUUUCGGUAUUUAUUAGGCUCCGACAUAAAUUAUAACCCCGUACUACUACUACUGUGUUUGUGUGUAUACAUGUAUAUAUAUAUAUACAUACACACACACACACACACACACACAUGUCUUUGUGCGUAUACAAUAAAUAUUUUAUAUAUCAUCGAAGUAUUAUAAUAUUUAAAAUUACUUGCACACAUCGUCAAAAUGAAUCGUGUCGACUAUAUAGAUUUAAAAUUAUAUAUGAAAAAAAUAAAAACAGUCGUCUUGGAAGACAGUAAAAAUGUAAAACACGGAGAAAAUUGUCCGCUAUAUAUAUACAUUAUAUAAUAAUCAGUUAUAACUUUUUCUGUAUUUUUUUUUUAUUAAUGUAUGGUUUCUACUUAUAUUUUAUUCGAAAAGGAAACGAAUAAGUGUUAAAUGUGUUAGUUUAUAUACGCGUCUAAAAUGCGUAAUAAAAAACGAAAAACACACGGAGUGCGCAUUAUAUUAUUUCGUAGAUUUUAUUCUCGUGCUUAAAAUAAGCUACUAUAUAUAUAAUAUAUUUUAUAAGCAGCUGUUGGUAUUUUUUUUUUUGUUUAUAGUCAGGUACUCAAAUUAAAAUAUAUAGUAUAGUAGCUACAGUUUUUUAUAAUCGAUUAUUAAUUCAAAUUUAAAAACAAAAAAAACACCAAUAUCAUUAUAUGCUUACAAAAUAUAUAGUUUAACGUUAUUAUCAUAUUCCCGCCAUCAUAGUAAAAUAUUAUUUGUAUGUCAUCUACUAAAUCUAAUCACUAUAUUAUAUGCAAAUACAUACUAUAUUAGGUAGAUACCUAUAUUUUAUGCCCAUUUCAAGCAAUGGAACAUCACGUAAUUUUAUAUAAUACGUUUUUAUAUUCUAACUGGCGCGAGGAAUGUGGGUUGGUUUUACUAUGAUAUUUUUUUUUUUUUAAAUCCAUAAACAACUUUUCUACCAGAAUCAUGCUUCCAAUGAAAACUUUAUAGGCACUUUCUUAUAUGAUUUCUGAUAUAAUUGGUGUAUUGAGGAGGUCGUUUAUUGAUUUUACAUUAGUUUACAUAAUAAAUCUGAAAACUGGUAAUUUUAGGAAUAGAUUUUUAAAUUUCUGGAUUCCUGGAAAUAAGGAAAAAAAUACGACCAAUAAUAAUCUGCUCAAAAUUGUUUUUCGUUAGCAAUGACUUAUAGUUACGUAUUAAAUUACUCUAUUUGUUAUAUCCCUUCAAACUUCCAACUUCAUUUUUUAAACCAAUGGCACACUCAUCAGCAGUAGUUUGUCUAGAAAGUUUUUCAUAGGUAAUCUCCGACUAUUUAAAUAAAUAUUAUGGUUUCUAUACCUAACUCCCUGAAUUUAUGCAUAGUGUACAAAUAAUAUGUGUACAUUUAAACCGCUGCAGUGUAUUAUACAUUUAUAACCGCAUAUUAAAUUAGCAAUAUUUUAUAUUUUAUACCUGUACUGUUAUAGGAAAAUAAUAUUUUGGUAAUUUUCACCGACACGACAUAAUAAAGGUACAUUGUAAUAGGUAUAACCGCAUACAUUACCUAGUAAAUAUUAUCACUGCGGUAUUUUAUUAAGCUGCAUGAUAAACCCUUGGGUAAUAAUUUUGUUUUUCCUGUAAAAAUAUCUUUAUUUGGGAAUGAACGUUAUAUUUUAUAAAUAUAAUAAAAAAAUAAAAAAUAUACAUACUAUAUUAUAUAAUAUUGUGUAUAGAUAGGUCGAUAAUAUUUGUAUGUAGCUUAAAGUAUUGGACAGGUCAUCAUUCACAAAGAAUAUACAGACAAUGCAGAAUUGUCCUUCCGGGCGUCGCCAAGUUUGAAUCAAUGGAGUGUAAAGAUACGAUAGAAAUCCGUGUUUUUUUUCAAUGCCAAAACCCCUAUGAAGUCUUUUGUAUACUUUUUUUUAUGUAACGGAAGGGGGCGUGUAUUUAAUAUUCAAAACGACAACGUUUUCAUCGGUUAUUGAGAUGACUAAGAGGAGCUAGACAUUAAUAAAUAAUACAAUUAUGUAUCGUUCGUAAUAAAUAGGCCAGUAGUUAGUUAAUAUUAAUAAAUUAAUAAUUGCUAGUGUUUUUUUUUUUUUGGCUCUACGGCUCAUUAAGAGCAACCCCAACCAAUUGAGGUCAGGGCAGUGCUACUGCAAUACACUUUAAGUGCAUUGGUAGAUGGGCGUGCCAAUUUUUUGACACCAAAAAAUAAUUAUUAGCUAAUUUAAAUUUAAUAUCCUUCAAAAUUGUUUGAAUUUAACAGAAAUUUAGUUUCGCAGAGUGAUUAAUUUAUCACGAAUCAACGAUUUUUUUCGGACGAUUGUAAAUAAAUUUCAUUUCUGUCCCUAGACAGGGGGAGGAAGUGGCCCAAUCAUUAUGUAAUCCUUUAGGCUUCAUUUUAACACUAUGUUCAAUUUUUUACCACUACUCCUUGUAAACACAAAUAAAUAAUAUAUUUCUUAACAUUUUGAUAUACAUAAAUCUAUUAUCAAAUUUACCGUUUAUGAGUUAUACAUACUGCAGUUUAAAGUUUGAGCCGAAUAAAUAGAGAAGGUUUAUCAAAUUAUCAUCUCCAUACUUGAUAUGAAUGUAUAAUAGUGUAUAAAAUAAUACAAUAUUUAGUAUUUUUGUUUUUGUAUUUUUCCCGUUCAAUGAACGAGUUCGGCGUUUUACCAUUUACUUUUUAAAGUACAUGAUACCCGUAUGACGUGCUCUCUGCGUCUUACCAACGUAUGAUAUAGCAAAUUUACGUUCAAUAGGGACGACUUUGUGCUAUUAGUUUGAAUAAUAGUGUGAAAUGUGAAUAUAUAGUGUGAAUUGAUCUAUUAUCAAACAUAAAGAUAAAAAAAAAAUAUUAUCUGAAUAACUAUGUCGGAUUUAUUUUAUUUUUUUAUUUUAAUUGUUUAAGAUACGAUUAUGCGAAAUAUCAUAAUUUAAAAAUACGCGUACCGAGUGCAUCAUCGACUGCGCUCGCGUAAUAUUUGAUUUGUAAACAAUCGACAAUUAUUAUUGUUAUAAUUUUUUUUUUUCAUUAUUAUUUUAUUACGUUUUAUGCGCGGAAAAUAAUAGUUUCGAACGAAAUAUUAUAAUAAUACAUAUAGCAUUCAUUUUCGCCACUCAAAAUGAACUUGUCAGAGCAUACCGUCAUAUCGACGCACUUCUCCGCCGGCCGUCGUCAUCCCUACGUAUUAUAAUACGUAUAAGUAUACAACCGAUGCGGCGACCACAUCAUCACGUUCACCCCUCAAUUUACGCGCAUAAUAUUAUGUUUGAGAAUAUUAGUGUUUUUAUUAGUAAUCGUUGCCCUCUCUCUUCUCCGUAUAUCGAAAUUUCUAUCGCGCGGGUUCGAUAUAAUCUAAUAAAAUUGACAUUGUCGUCGACCGAUCCGAGAACCUUAUCGUAGUCCCUCGGGAUUAAUAACGCUGUGAUGACUAUGUAGACUAUUCAAAUAUAAUACGCGGAGUGUUAUAAUGACAGUGCGUAGCGCAUUAUUUUGUCGAUAUAUUAUAGUGCCCGGCGUGGCUAACAAAACGUAUAAUAGCUCCGAAAGAAUAUUAAAAAAAUAAAAAUGAAAUAGCGUUACAUACUAUAUGUACUAUACAGGUACCGAUUUUGCCGACGGGUUUUGAACGGCCGCACAUGUCAUUAUGUACUCGUGUAAAAUGUUAUUAUACCAUCACUCUGUAUAACACAAUAUCGUUUAAUAUAUUUUAUUUAUAAUACAGGCUGAUCUGCCUAUCGCGGUAACCGGUGAUUUUCUCGAAGGAUUUUAAGUGAAUUUGAUUUGAAGUGGAAAUUUUACUUGGAUUUAUAAUUAUAGCACUUUUUCUGAAAGGAAAUCUGACUGGGAAAGUACUUAAAUGAAGUCAUUUUUCGAUUUUCUCAGAAUUUUUUCCAGCAAAUGUAAAAAACCGGGAAAAACGUAGAAAAAAUAGGAAAAUCGGUGCAAUAUUAAACAAAUAUUAACAAAAUACAAGUAUAUAAUGUCUAUUUAAUUAUUUUACCAUAAUAUAAUGGCAUACAUAUUGUUCACAAAGCAUCACUAUCAACUGAACUCCUCUCAGAAUCGUUUUUUCGUUAGCAACAGUUUAUCGUUGCUUACAGAUAUACAUUAGAUUCCCUUCUGUUUACCUCUACUCUUUAUACCUGAAAUGAGUAUAAUAUACGCUUCGGAUUUUCAAAUAGUAACGCCGCCUCCACUUCUUUUAAACAUAGAUUUAAAUAGAGAAUAUGCAUAAAUACAAUAUGUCGAUAUCGGAUUUACCUGUUUGUGUGUUCAAAGUAUACUAGUUUAUACUAGUUUCGUGGGGAAGGUUAAUCAUUUUUCAUCUAAAAAAGAAUAUGAAAUGUAUUAUCUUUCCCUACUCCUAUCGCUUAAAUAUUAAACUGUUAUAACUCAUAAACGAUAACUCGAUAAUAUGGUAUAAGUGCUAUACAUAUUAGAAUGUUUAGAAAAAUAUUUUCUACUUGAAUUUUAAUUUUAAAAUCAAAAUAAAAUACUCAUUUAAAGUAAAAUGAAUAGGAAUACAAAUUAAACGUUUUUUUUUAAAAAAAAUAUAGCUCAAAUGGUUCCUUAAAAGUUAAAAGAAAAAACUCAUAAAUCAAAUUUACUUAUAAUCCUCUGAGAAAAUCGUUAGGUUAUAAUAAGUGUAUCACUCUGUAUACUCAUUGUGACAAUGUCGUAUAUUAUAUAAUAUUCCAUUGUAAUUGGGAAUAUAAUAAUAAUAUUGUUGACGUAUUUUUUUGAACUCAAAUAAAAUACAUGCGCAUAUACUUAAGAUAUGGAUUGCCUUCGCCGUAGACUUAAAAAAAAAUGGUGUUUGGAUCUUUUUCUCUUAAGUAAUUAAAAAUAUACACGUGUUGGGUAUUACCACUGGGCAGUUUCCCUAUACAUACCAAUCUCUUUAUUUUACUUGUAUUCCUCAGUCAUUAAACCUAUACUUAUUGUACAAUAUUUGUAUAAAUUGUAAAUUUGUAUUAAAUAAACAAAAAAGAUACAGAUUGUCCUCCUCCAGUGUUAUCCGUUUGCUAAUAUUUCUGAAAAUGAUAAUUUUUUUUUUCAAUCGGAUUUUGUGCGAAAGGGACACGUGUGUAGAAAAAAAUUCAAUUUUUAUUUUCAUCCCUUAAUCAUGAUAUUAUUGAUCAUUAAAAUUUUUAAAAAAAAAUCUUUUUUUACAAAAUGGCUAUUUCGAAAACUUUUAAAAGUGAUAAAAUAAAAGAUUAAUUUUUUCAACAACUAAGGGAUAAAAAUAAAUAUUUUAAUUUUUCUCUAAAUAUGUGCCCCUCUCACUCGAAACUCAAUUGAAAAUAAAAAAUGAAUAUUGACAGAAUUAUUAGCAUAAGGACAACACUGUAGGACACCGUGUGGUGUCAUACGUAUCAUAAAUAGCCUAAAUAUUUUUGGGAAGGCUUAAAUUAUAAUAUUGAUAUUAUUUAUACUGAAGAAUUUACUUGACGCAAGGGUGUAUUUUACUGAAGUUUUUUUUUUUUUGGAAAAGGAGGCACUUAUUUUUCUUUAAAAUCCUAACAAUUCAUUUCCAGUUUUUAACAUUACUAUAUUAUUAUGCUUAAGAGCAUAACAUGUUAAAAAAUUACUAUGGACAACAAAUUGAAUGUAAUAAGUUUUUAUCAUUUAUAAUACAGAAAAAUUUUAAAUAAUGAAUUCAAAAAGAUACUAAAAGAUCUUUUUCUCACUUCACUAAAUUUGUCAAUAAUAUUGUUAAUAGGUGAAUUUUGUAUGCCUAUAGUUUAGUGAUAUGAAAUUAAUAUUAUUUACUAUAUUUUACAUUUCAAUACUGCAAAUAGCUACAUUGCCUAAUAGCAUGCAUUAAAUAACAUGCAUUUAAAAUGUUUAAUAAUAAACAUACCGUCGAAGAGUAAAAAAUAAACGUUCUGCAAAAGCAACACUAACAAGCAUACACGAUAAAAUAAAAAGCGAUUUCUCAAUAAUUGAGUACACAGUCUCACUACAAGUUUCAACAAAAAUAUUAUAACAUCAGUGUGCAUUUCACUACCUUAAACGAAACAAAAGUAAAUUUACUGUAUUUAUACAAAUCAACAUAGAAUUAUUUAUUAAUCAAUAAUCUUUAGAGUAAACUUGAAAGUUUACUUUCAUUUUUUGUUCGAGUCCACUUUAAUUUCAACAGAUCAAUUUCAGUUAAAUCUAUCAUUCAGUUCAAAUCUUUGUCAUUAAAAUUUAAACUAUUCGUUGAAAUUUCAUGCAAUUAUGUCGCAGUGUCUUAUGCUGUGUUGAAUAAUUUUCAAAUAUAUUAUAAAAGUUUGAUUUUUUUCAUCACAAAAUCGUUUUUUCAUAUAAUUUAUUAUAUUUUCAACUAGUGGAAUAUACAGAUACUCGAUAAUAUUAGAUAAUAUUCGGUAAUAUAGACGAUAAUAUUCUUUGACUGAAACAUUAGGGUUAUGGGAUAUUUUGGUCUGAUUGCUAGUUAAACGAGGCAAUUUUCUUCAGUUUCUAAGACUGACAUAAUUAUUAUUGUUGCCUCACACGAAAAUGGAAUUAAUUUUAUAUAAUUAUUAUAUUACCAGUAAAAGUCUAUGGAAAACACUGUAUAAAAAAAUAUACGAGCAAUAAAAGGCAGUAAAAAAACCCUCGAACCCCCUAUUUACUAUUUCAAUAAUACUUAAGAAAAUCACGCUGAUAAAAAUGUUCACAGUCACGACAACAACGACGGUGGAAACUUACACUUUCAAUAUAAUAUCAUAGUGAUCUUACUAUUUAUACAAUAAGAACGCGUACCUACUAUUAAAGUAGGUACAUGGUAAUUUGUUUAAGUCUAUAAUGUUACUAAACGAAUUUGAGGAGGCGAACGAAGAAGAGAAUGUAUAUUAAACGAAUGUAAUAUUUAUUUUGAAUGUUUUCGUCGACUUUCCCGAGUAUAACUAUUAUUUCAUGAGGACAUACGAACGAAUAUUAUUGCUCCGCGUAGAUAAACAGCUGAUUUUGUUGAAUACUGGAAUGAAAACAUACUCGAUUAUUAAAUAUUUUUAAUUAAGUAUACCUAUAUACGUGUAAUAUUAUAUUUUUUAAACGUUAACGUGUUUUUGUUUGGUAUAAAUAAUUAACAACGAAAUAUAGACAAUAGUUAUUAUUAAAAGUGUUUUUUUCAAAGAGCGCAUAUAAUUAAUUAUACAUGCAUAACGAAAGUACAUAAUAUAAUAUUAACCUAUUAUACAGAAUGCAGCAGUUAUUUAAGAUGAGUUUUGGGUGUCCGCUCGAAUAUACACAUACAGGUAUAUGUACACAUAUAUUAUAAAUGUAUAGUUACAAAACGUGUAGGUAUCUAAAAUUCUAAAAGGUACAUGCAAUUGCCCACCUAUAUAACAUAAUAUUACGAACAACUGUUAGCGUUGAUUGUACAUAAUCUUAAUUUAACGAUAAUCACGUAAAAUAUAUUAUGAUUUAUUAAAAAAACAAACGUGUUCGACUAAUUCAGUGGUUUCCAACCGGCGGUCCGUGGGCCUGUCAUUAUAGGUGAUCCGCGCCAUCGAAGAUUUAUUUUGUUUUUUUUUUUUUACUUAAACAAAUUGAGAAAAAAAAAAUUCAGUGUAGUUAUCAGAUCAUCCACUGAAUAAUAUCGCAUAUUCAACUCCGGGGUAUUGCUUUACGUCACCUCUUCUUGUAUUUUCCACAGCAUAUUUAUGUGAAUAAAGAUUUUCGAGCCUGCUCGUAAUCGAAAAAUAACCAAAAGAACCCUGCCAUGCGUAUAGUCGCGUGGCUAUAAUUACAAUAGGAAAUUAUUAAUCUAGUAAAUCGUUGAAAAAAAAAAAAAUCUAUUCAUUGCUUAUCAGGUAAAAUAAAAAAAAAAUCUCCAUCAAAUCAAGGCGGUCCUCCAAGUCUCCAAGUGGAUCGUGGAUCGUGAAACGCCGGAAUAAUUUGACUUCGGGGGGGGGAGUAUAAUAUAAUAAAUAAAUAUUAAAUAUUACGUAUUCCGAUAUCUGCAAUUUGAAAAAAUACCUAUAUAACAUAGUAUAGGUAUUAUUAUUACUUAUAUUAAACGACAACAUACCCGAAAUAUCAAGUUGGUAUACAUUUUUCCAAACGACUGUGACCACAUCGGAUCGUUAUUCGUAUUAAAAUCAUAUUAUUAUUGUAUGUCUAUCCAAUAUAUAUUAUGGUACAUAUAGCGUAUUGUUCAUAAAUCGAAAUCCGGCGCGUAAAACCGAUAAUUAUUAAUUUUUUAAAUCAACAACCCCGUCAAUACUAUCCGUCAGUAUGGCGUUCCACUGUUAUUAUACGGCCUAACUAUACAGUGUGUUCGCGUUUCCGGGUAACAUUGAAUAUUUCGGACGAACGGCCUUGGAUCAUAAUUUUCUGUUUUCUGGAGGUGAUUGCAGGGAUUACUGAAAUAUACAUUUUAUGAUAUACGUUUGACAGUUUUUACCUUUUUGGUACGUGCUUGAGUAAUACGUUGCUUUAUUGCGUUUGACUUCGUUUGAAUAGCAACGCUUGUUUUCCGUAACCUACUCGAAUAGUCCUUAUUUUUCAAACAUUUUUGAACUGCCCAAUUGUUUUAAUCUCAAAAAUUACCCGAGAUACAGCUAUCUGAAGUCAAUUAAAAUAUUAAUUUUCAAAAAUCGAAUUUUCAACAACUCUAAAAUGUAUAGAUUUAUUUUAUUAUAUACGAUUAUCUUAACAAAUAAUUUUUGUCAAAUUUCCACAAUUUUAAAGUCAUGUGUUUUAAACCAUACAUUUUACCAACAGUAGAUAACUGUAUCCCUGAUAAUUUUUGAAAUACGAAAAUAAUGUUUUUGAUCAAAGAUACUUGAAAAUUCUAUUGACUAUUCGAAUCUGGUGCUUAAAAUAGGCCUAAUACAAAUAUAAGCCAUUUGUAUUCCACAUAGGCGCAACAAAAGGGAUGAAAAUUUGAAAUUUUUCUAUACUGGCCUCUUUCACCUCCCGAAUAUAGAAUUCGAUUUCGAGAUCAUCCGGUUGAAUUAUGCGUAUUGUUACUUGAAAACGCGAACACACUGUAUUAUAGGUACAACUAAAAGGUAUAAGGUAUCUAUAAUACACCACUUCCAUUAGGUUUUGAUUAUCAGUAUGUUAUACGUGUGAUGACAAUAGAACCGGAUGACGUACUGUACACUGUAUUAUAAUAUUACGUACCCAAGUAUAAUAAUUCUAUACGGUAACAUAAAAAACAUCCAAUACAAUUUAAUAUUAUUAUAGGCAUAUUAUAGGUAUCGGAGAGAAGAAAAACAAAGAGUAUUUGAAAAAAACGCAUUAUUUUAUUUUCUUUCAAGAUUCGACGCAACGCUCUUUUAUACAAACAACGAUAUGUCGCUCCUAUAUUAUUAUAAACAUUAUAUCUUGUAUCCAUAAACAUGCAGUUUGUAGUACUCGAGUACUUUUUAUACAUAGAUAGGUACUUUCCAACAUUUCCGGAUAAAUUCCUACUACGCGUGUCUUUCUAUAAAAUUUCCAUUUGGAAAUGCGUCCGUACACUUCAGUGAUAAUAAUACGUACAUUAUAAUAUGUCCCACGACGUUAAAACAACAUACGUAUUAAUAUCGUGUACGGGGAGGGGCCGGAAAUAUUUCUCUCCGCCCCACACCACCCCUUCUGGGCCGUGAAUCGUUAACCGUUUCCUUGAGUAUAUAAUUGGAUAUUACAUAGGUAUUGCUGGUAUUGUUACGUCGUCGAUUUAUUUUUGAAAAACAUCGAUAAUUUAAACCGUAUUUAUUUAAAAAAAUAAUAAUAACAAUAAAACAUUGCUGAUGCCGCUGAUGGGUGUGCCGCUGUUAUUGUAGAGGGAAAACUGACGAGAUAUUAAACAUAAUUAUAAUUUAUAUCUACGAUAAAUCACCAUUAACGAAACAUGAUUCUGAGCGAAAUUCGAUCAACUCGGUUUGAAGUGUCGUAAUUUUUUACGAUUUUCAUCAAAAUUUGAACUUUAAAAACUAUUAAAGCAAACCACAAUACAUUACAUUCAACGGUUUUUUUUACCAUCGAACAUUACUUACGAUGAACCCCAUGUAAAAUAUUCAAAUAUUUCCGUACUUUUUUUGUUCAGUCGAAAUAAUUAGAUAAAUAAAAAUCGAAAAUACUCAAAGAAAUCGUUAUCACCGUUAAUUUGUCCGUUUUCCUAUACGUUUUCUCCGAAUUAUUGGGAAAACUCUCGAGAAAAUCAAAUAAUGACCUCCUCAAUGCAUCUCCUAGAUCCAAAAUGAUACAAAAAAAAAAAGAGCUCUCGUGUCGUUUUUUGAUUGCAGCAAGAAUCCUGGUAGACAAGUUAUUCUCAAACACUAAAAAAAAAAGAAGCCCGUACUAAAACCUAUGCAUUACUCGUCACAAAAAUAAAAUACAAAUAAAACCGAAUUUUAAUCUUCGUAUUAUUACCUACCUGACUUUGGAGAUGUUAAUACAGCCAGUUAAUAAAUCCUCGUGGUUAUACAUAAAACACCCCGUAUAUAUAUAAUAAUAUGUAUCAAAUAGCUGUGUAUACAUUAUAAUAUAAUAUAUAUAUAUAUAUACAUAGGUAAACCGUCGGAUGUAUUUUCGUUUUAAUUGAAACUCGAUUUACAAACACACCCCUGCGAUAAACGACGGCGGCGGCGGCGGCUCGUUAAAUAAAAUACCAAAAAUACAAAAACAAAAUAUUCAUGAACCUAUAUAUAUUUGAUGUCUGCGACCGAUAAAAAAUUAAAAAAAAAAAAAUAAAAAAAUAAAAUACAAGAGAUAAUCAGCCCUGGUCCGUACGUUAUUAUAAUAUAUAUUUAUGUAUAAGUACCGAAAAUUCUGUACGCCCGGACGGCUGAACCGUAUUGCGUUAAACCAAUGUAUAUUUAUACGCAUAAUAUACUAUACCGCGCCGUGCGCAUAAACGUCCGGACGACGAUGAUAACUUUCCGAUUGAAAUUUUCACGCUGUUCCCGGCGAGAAACCGUGUACACAAUAUAACAUACCUAUAAUAUUAUCAUAACAGAAACGAUUGGCUGCGUUUUAAUAUGAUAUGCUUAUGGUAGGUGGGCACAUCGCGCGAGUAUCGUUACGGAUUUUCCGUUUUUUUUUUUUUUUUUUACGUCCGUAGAUUAAAAUAUAUUUCCGAAAUUCGUUAAACGUCGCCGGACAAGGAGUGUCUGCGUGCAUAAUAUAUGCGUGUACCCGGUGAUCUAUCCCGUGUAUAAUAUAUAAAUUAUAAAUAUAAACCUAUAUAAUAUAAUAUAGGCGUGCGUCUAUACACACGUUAUUAUAAUAUAAAGGCAUAUACGCGCGCACGUCCGAAAUCGUAAAAUACGUUCGCGUUAUAAAUCGCGGUCCGUAAAUUUCAAUGCACUAUAGAUAUUAUUAUAACGCCGAACUCGAUCUGCAUGACUGAAGAGAAAAAAAUCAAAUCCGAAACGCUUAAAUACAGGGUGAUUCGAUUACCGUGAACCGGAGAUUUUGAAUUCGUUUGAUUUUGGUUUCAGUCAUCACUAUAUCUUUGGUCCCCGGGAAGUACUCGAGUAAACGUUGUAUAGUCUUCAAUACGAGCGAUUUAAAUUUUGAAAAUAAUUACUAAACGAUUUAAUGAUGACAUAAUCGCUAAAUGACCGAAUCUAAAUGCGUUCGAAGUGGCUUAUAAAGUCACAUUUUUGUAUUUAUAUUAAUGUGUCUUAUACCUUGUUUUUCGCUAAACAAAAUGUGCAUCAUAUAAUAAACUAAAGUGUUUUUGUUUUCGGUAUAUAACAAUGUUUUCUAUAUACAUAAUGAAUGAAAAACAAAACAAAUUUAAUUUACCCGGUAUCUCCGUAGAUAAUCGUUAGUUCACGGUAAAAGAACCACUCUGUAUUUUAUAAAUCCGAUGCUCGUGCAGAGUCCGUGUACCGUCGAAAAGAUUGAAGUGAAUACCGCCUCAGCCUACGUGUGGUUUUACACGCGAAAUAAGUAUCAGAAAUCAGCGGGUUGUCCGAACCAGCCAGAUCGUAAAACAGACACGAAAUUUUGAUUCAUUUAUAUUUAUUAGGUUUUAACGGAAUUUAAUACAUUAUGUUAUGCGCGCCAGGGGCGUAUUUAAGGAAAGGGAAAAUAUAGGGGCUUGUUACCCUUGACCUUUUUUUUAAUUUUAUACCCAAGCCAUAGACAUAUAUAGCCAUAGGUCUACUGCAACUCCUGGAAGAUGUUUCUUAACUCUAAAGAAGAUAAUGAACUAUCUUAGGGUUAGCAAGAACAAAGUGCAUUUUUUUUCUCAUUGUACAGAAACUAUAGAUAAUGAUUAUAAGUACCUAUGACCGUUUAUAAGGUUGUAUAUUUUCAUAUUUGUUAUUACAGUGCAAACUUAAUAGAUUGUUGUUGUUAUCAUACUACUGAGAUGAACAAAUACUUAGGAUGGAGUUAUCAAUGAUUUAUGUAAAAAAUUUGGACUUCGUAUUGUUAGUUGCAAAAAUAAACAAUUUUACCAUUAUGUAUCACAUUAGUUAUUAAUACAUUUAUUAAGUAAAGCAUCUAUCAAACAAUUAAUUUACAUAUCCCUUCCUCCACAAGAAAAUCCGAAAUAUGCCUUUGAUGCGUGGGUGUGUCGUAUAAUUAUAAUGUAACGUGUAAAUAAUAAUAUGAUAAUUGGCCAUCAGCUCAUUUUACGUUUUGCAAACGAAAUAUGUACAUCGCGCGCGAUGCGACGUAAAUUAAUAUAUUGGCAGUGACCUUUUUUAGUGGAACGAAAUCGCACAAGCCCUUCUUUUUUUAGAUCUAAACGAUCUUAUUUAAAUCGCCAGCUGAUCACUGUCAUUCUUUUAAGGCAAAUUGUACCUCGAAAUCGCCGAGUGCGAUGGCUUCAUUCCUAAAACAUACGAACAAUUCGAAAUGGUCAGCCAUGGUUUAGAAAUGUUUAAUAAUGCAAUGUAGCCACUGUCCAAAAUAUACUUACUGUUUUCCUGUCACUUCCCAUCUACAACAGUGGCCUAUCCAUGAGCAGUAUUCUGUGCGAUUAACUUAACGUAUGUACAAAACACCCGCAAUGUAAUGGCAUUUUUGACGAUUGAACUUUUUGAACAUAUUUUUGGUGUCAAACUUAUUGUUUUACGUAGAAAAAUACUCAUUAUACCUACAACAUAUGGUAAAAUUAUAGAACCCGUGUCUCCACGGACAUGCAUUUCUGUUGACAUAUCAAAAAAAAUAACAUUUUAAUGAAUCUAUAAUUUUAACGACUUUACCUUUAUUCGUAUAAGUUGUAGAACUUAUAAUAAUAUUACAGACAUCCGCUAUAACUAUUAUAGGUACGUCAAUAAAUUCUCGUAAAAACGUUGAAUUAACAUUUUACGAUUAUUGGAAUCACUAAAUUUGUGUACACACGCACUAUGGUCAUAAUUAGACUGGUUUACAUAUGAAAUGUUUACGACUAAAGAAGACGAACCAAUUUAUAUAAAUAUAAACAAUAUACAUAAUAUUAUAUAUUUUGUAUGUGUGUGUGCGCGCGCGCAACAUUAAAGUAAAAAAUCCUAUAAAACACACAAUAUUAUACGAACAAGGUACAUAAAAAAACAAGGUGUCGGAAAAAUAAAUAAACAUUAUCAUUUCUAAAUCAAUAUACUUAUACUACAGCAAAACAAACGUUUUUAUUUUUCUUUGAUGUAUCACGAAUAAAAACUUUAAGUAUAAUAAUAUAUCCAUACAAAGACGAAUAAAAAAAUGUAAUAAAAGAGAAAACACAAAUACACAUAUUUGUGUUACGCUGUUGUAACUCAACUACCUAAGGAUUUGAGACUCGGGUACAAUAAUACAGUCACUAAUGCUAUAGUUAAUAUUUACCGUCAAAACUACGAUAAUAUUAUGUGUGAGUAAAUUACUUACUUGUAUACCAAUAACUAUAAUAGUAAUUUAUGUUAGACAAAUUGUGCAUUGCAUACGGUACUCCGAGUUUUAGAAAUGUAAGAACGCGUACGCAUAAUUAAAAUACGGAUAGCAUUAAUUGAUAAAUUAAACUUAUAACUAGGUAUAAUAAUUACAGGGUCCAGAAUUCAAGGAUCUGGAAUGUAGGUACCCAAGUUGUAGGGAAAUAUUUCAAAAAAUAAAUGCACAGAGAAAUAAUUAAUGAACAUUGUUUUACGAUACGAACAUAUUAUUUGUUUCACUGUCGAAUUAUGCGAACAAUUUAAAAUCGAGUAAAAAUGCAAAAUAAACAAUAUCAUUGUACCAUCGCACGCGUUCUACGUGAAUCCAUCACGAACCAAAUGUCUAGAUAUUAUUAAAGUAGAAUCGAGCAAUACGUAUAAUACUACAGCAAAAGAAAACCAAAACGUAUCGAGAUGCUGUGAAUAAACGUCUGUAGAUCUAUACAAAUGAAUAAUCGUUAUAGGUAGUAGAUACCUCGUAGUAGAUAUACGUAUUAAAUAUUUUGAAUAUCAUCACAUUUUGAUUGAAAGCUCCCGCGUAACACAAAACGUUACGAUAAUGAGAGUAUGUAUACCAUAUGGGGGCACCGAUAUAUUUUUAUAUUAUCUCUUAGGUAUCGCCUAUACGCGAUAGAUAUGGCUAUUGUUUAACAAUAUUCACAGACACUCAAAAAAAAAUUAAAUACAUCGUGACAAGUUCGUAUCGAAUAUACAGUGAUUAGACCAACGUAGAAAAAAAAAACCUGUCCAAUAAAUCGAAUGUAUAACGCGUAUACACAUCAUGUGUAUGUGAUACGCGCACAAUGUAAUAUACUGUCAAAACAUUCAUACCAGUUAGUUGACUUGUUGUAUAAGAUCGAAACUAUAAAAUCGUGUAAAAAAUUAUAAUAAUAUAACUAUAUAUAUAGGGUGUAUAACUAUACGGCUACGGGAUAUCGUCAAACUAACCGAAUGCGUACAAAAUGCCUUUCGAUUUAUUUUAUUUUAUAAUUCAAUCGUAAAUCAUCUGGCCUAACUAUAAUUAUACCAUUUGUUUUUUUUUUUUUUUACGUUCUGAGCGAAGCGAGGAAUGUAUAAUGGUUUUACUACGAUUCGUGUUUGUUAUUUCUACCUGUAUAAGCGACUUUUCGACCGGAAAUCUUACACUCCGGUCUUCAAAUUCAGUGGCGAUAUAACGAGUUAGUCUGCAUGAGUCGGCGCGUUGGGGCGGUCAUUUUUUGAUAUUCCUUAUAGUUUUCUUUAUAAUUGAGAAAGGACGGGAAGAUGUACGAAAUAACGGUUUUAUAAUAUAAUUAUUUCAAAAUAACUAUUUAUGUGGCUCGUAGUUCGAAUAUAGCUAUCUUUUUGUUGUUUUUAAAAUAUUUGAAAAUAAAAUCCAUAUAAUAGGUACGCGUUUAAUAUCGGAUAUACAUUUUAUUUUUAUGAUUGCAACCGAUUAGUAACGCAUUUUGAUCAACAAUUAUUUCAUUAAUAUACCUGUAGUAUAGAUAAUAUUGUAUGCUGCAAACAUAGGCGCCGUGAGGGGGGUGCAAUGGUACUGUAAUGAUAUGCUAUUUAAGCUAUCAUACAUUAUGUAAAAUAAAAUAUUAUGUAAUGUUAAUAAAUCAAACAAUUAAUAACAGGAAUGAUAGUAAAACAUUUACAUCCGAUUCCAUUAUUUUUUAUUAUCAAAUAACAUAUAUUUUAGUGCGAUAUUUACUCAUCGUAAGGAGAUAAUACUUAAGCUAUCAUAUAUAAUUAAAAUAAAUUAUAUAAUCAAUAUUGUAAAAUAAUUAUAAUAAUUUGUAGCCAUUAAUUAUUAGAUUAAGUUGUUAGUAUUAACCAAAUUAAGAUAGCACAUUUACACACGCGCACACACAUAUUUCUCCAGUUAUAAGGAGGCCGGCCACUUCCAAUAAACACANCGGGAACCUAGAACAGUGUUUUAUAUUUUAAAAAAUAAUUAAUAAAAAAGAUACAGUUGUUAUAUUAAAAAUCUUUUUAUUUACUACGAUCACCUAUAUCAAAUUCAACAGAUCAAUUUGCCGCCUGAAGAAGAAAGGUAAACAAAUUUAUAAUUAAUUUAUACGUGUGAGUCGAAUUUACAUAACUAGGCACCUCCCGCCUUAUUUUUGAAUUACUACAGUACCCCCUGGCUUUUCAAAAAAGUAAAUAUUGAAAAAUAAUUGGAUCUUUGAAAACAGCUGAGUAACGUAGUCAUGAAUAAGUGGCAAACCAUUCUAAACGAAAUUAUCUUUUAGAGUCGUUGGUCAAAUCUUUUUUAAAGUCAUAUUUUUUCGGAGAAACACAGGGCUCUUUCAAUAAUUUUAAACGUAGUUCAUCAACACAGGAAUUUAAAUACAGUCCAAUAUCUAAUUUAUUAGCACCAUUAGUCAACUUAUGAAGGAAUUGUAGCACUUCUUUUUAUUUGUCAUUCGUUGAUUGUUAUCUGUAGUAGAUACUUAAAUAACCUGUCUCAUGGAUGUCUUUUAAACUAAUUUUAUCUUCAUUUAUACUCAAACUGGUAAUCGUACUUAAAUACAUUUUACGUUUCUUCUGGAAAAAAUUUAACUUAAUAAUAAUAAUAAUAAUUAUUAUUAUUAUUAUUAUUAUUAUUAUUAUUAAAGUAUUAUUUAUAAAUCAGCGUAUACUAAGCACCCACCUCCCCUAAAAAAUAUCCUGGCGGCGCCGAUGGCUGCAGGUAUUGGUCCCGAGGAAAAAAAUAAAUAUUUAUUGAUUAUGAUUAGUUUUUUGUUUUUAUAGUUUUACCAGUUGUCGGUUAAAUUCAAAAUAUUGCGUACAAAUUAACAAAUUUAAUUUGUUUUGAGCUUCCGAUUUGUCUUCCGAUUAUUUUUGUUCGAAUACGUAUAUUAAUACCUACGUAAUAAUUAUGAUAUUAUUAUGAUGUAUACACUACCAACGCGAUAAACAUAAAUACAAUAAUUAUAUUAACUAGAUUAAAGUAAGGCUAAAGAGUGUGCGAUCUGUUGACCUGCAGUUAUUGUAUUUUUGCAAUAACAAAUUGCAGUGUUCUGCACUUUAUUCAUUUAUUGUAUUUGUUUACCCACGACAAUAAUUUCCGCCACCUACGAAGUGAUUUUUUUUUGAAAAUGAACAAUUUUCCACGAUUGUGGAUUGGUCGAAACCGAGGGUUUUCUUUGAAACCUCCGUAAAAGUUUUAAUUUAUUUGAAAACAUUAUACAUUGAUACAGAUGCGUCGUGAAACAGAUUAUUUUAGUGUAUUAUCGUUCAAUGUCGAAUAACUUAUAGCUUAAUAUACUGCGACAUGUGCGUGUAAGUGCACUUAUAUGGUAUUAUUAUAAUAUGUAUACCUAAUUAUAAUGUUAUAUUAUUGUACACAAAUUUCGUAGGCAGAAUUUAAAAUUAAAAUCAAUUACGACAGUUCAACCUAACUUGCACAUAAAGGUACGAAAAUAAAAACUAAGAACAAUAAAACGUUAUAUUGUAAUCGCAUGCGAUAUUCCACAUCAUUAUCCGAUAUCUAAAUAGAACAUUUUUUUUAACCGAGGAGCAAAAGUUUCGUUGUGAUUAGACAUAUAUUUUGUUUAAUUUAAAUUUCAAUUAAUAAAAUAGGUUUGUUUUCGAUAAAAUGUCUGCGCGACGAUACCUAUUAAUCGUUAUAGAUUGCAUAUGGUUAAAGAAAAGCUAACAAUAAUUGUUUUUUUGUUUUCCAUAACUUAUUAAAUAAAAAAAAAACUUAUUAUAUCGAAAUGAUAACAAUAUUACAUACGUAUAUAGCCUUGGAAAUGCGUAAUGUAUAUAAUAUGAUAUCAUACCGUAAUAAUAAUUUAUUUGAAACGCACAGUUUUCUAAUUUCAUGGUAAUAUAAUAUACAUGCAUACUAAAUUUGUUUGAAUUGUAAAAAAUAUGCUAUAAUCUUGUAGUUGUGUAUUUUUUUCUUCUCACAAUUCUUAUAAUUAUAAUAUGUAGUAUUAAAAUCGUAUUUUCGUGGAGGUCGAAUUUUAGAUCUCAAUUUGGAUAAUAACUAUAUGAGCGGAUGCAUUACACUGCUGAUGAUGUGCACGGCGAAAAAUAAAUCUGAUGUCUGAAUAAGUCGGAUCAAUUUUCGUAUGUAAUAAAGCCGUUAAAACUACUAAUUUGUAAACUGUAAACGCCGAUCAUUACAAAACCGUCGUAUUUUAUAAUAUUUACAUACGUAAUGAAAUUGCAGAGCACAUUAUUUUGAUAAAAUGGUAUUUGUUUAAACAGAUCCUACUUUAUUUAUAUGCUUUUCCACGGGCACUUUUAUACAGAAACAAAUAAUUUCACGAAUUUGAGCUUAUUGAUUGACUAAAUUCUUCAAUGUUUGUACAUUACGUUUGAAUGUAACAAAAAAAUUAUUUAAAAAUAAAUAAAUAAAAUUAUUUUCCCCGUAAUAGUGAAAUUAUACUGCGUUGAGAGUAGGAACGUGUUUAACGUAUUUUAUUUCUUAAAGACAAAAUAUUAUACUGUAAUACCGUAAAAUCGUUUUUAUUGUUCAGAUGUUCAAACGGUUCUAAUACUUUAUAUUCUUAUAAAUAUCACUAAUUUUUAAAAUAUGACAAAAUAUAAUAUUUCUAUAAUGAAGUUUCAUAAUUUAUUUUUAUAACUACGCCCAUUUCCUGUUAUAUUCGAAUAAACAAUAAUUAUAGGCUAUAAAACUAUUAUAAUCUAAUAUUGUAUAGAAGAUAAAAUUAAAAUAAAUUGUUUCCGCAAAUGCGUCAUAAACUCAUAAAUACUUUUAACGCGAUUUGUCCGAUAAUAAUAUAUUUUAUUGAAUAGUUUUUAAUUCAGCCGUGAAUUGUAAUAUUUUCGUAUUAUAAAAUAACGCUAUAAAGCGGACCAAAGCUACUGCGAUAGGCCACCACAGUGGCGUUAUCGCAUGAUGGGAAUCUACAGAUGUCCCGUGGCUUUUUUUGUAUUAAGUAUUUCUAUAAUUUUGAAAUAAAAAGUGAUUUUUUUAAUUAAAUGAUAAAUUAUGUUGUCUGCAACAAUCCUAGAUUAAAAUAUUAUUAUUAUAUAUUUAUCUUUGUAUGCCUGUAUAAAGCAAAGGACCAUUUCGAUGUCGGGGAUAAUCUCAAAAACCACUCAUUCAUUCGUCAUGCACUUGUGUGGUUUUUUAAAUGAUAGAGUAAGGUCAUCGCGGAAAAGGUUUAAAGCCAUUGAAAUCCUCGUCGAUCUGACCAGUAGAAGAAGUGGUAGACUGGACCUGCAGUAGUUUGGGCUGGAUAAAAAUAUAUAGGUAUUUUCCAUUGUUUAGCAACCAUAUAACACGUAUAAGUAUGAAAAGGAAAUUAAAGAAAAUGCAUUUUUAAAAACUCAAGGGCAACAACGCUUAACCACAGUGGUAGUGACGGGGAUUGAAGCAGGGAAUCCAGGGGCAAACGUAUUUAUUUAUUUCUUAUACACAUUUGUUUGGCACGGGUAACGACGUGCGGCACAGCUAGUAUGGUAUAAUAUCAAAAACAACUACUUUUAGCAUCGAUUAUUUAGUCGAUUGGCAAUGUUGAUAAUUCAUUAAAGAUCCUGAAAAUAUUUUCCCUAUGAAUUAGUUAGAAAAGUAAAUGUAUUUACGUGUCGUUAUGAUGGUAGGUACUCGUGACAAAAUAUUGAUCCCCCCCCCUUUCAUGACCUGUCACUAAUUACGCCACUAUACCAGUAAAUUCGGUGGCUUAUCAAAAUAAUUGAACGUGUAUCAAGACCCUACAACGGAUAUACUUUUCUUUUAUAUUUUAUUUUAAGCUACACUAUCGUCUAUCAACUUUUCAAAAUUCAAUUAUCCGACAUUUCGGACGAAUCGAAAUGUAUUGUUUAACUUUUGCGAUUUAAAGAAAUCUGCAAUCGAUGUAUAGACGCCACAGCCGUCGUAUAUCCACCGGUGCGUAUUCGAUUUUCGAGAAAAAAAAAUAUAAAUAAUAGUCGUCGGUUUAUCUAGCGGAUUAAGUAUCUCAAUAAAACCUCGGAUCGGGAAGAAAAUAUAUAUAAUAAACUAUCGCGUCUGUCGGUAGCCAGAUAAAAAUUAAACCAAUUACGGUUUUAAAACUUUUAUUUGCCGAAUCCGCGAAUACACUAGAAAUCCAGAAUAUCCGAAGAAACUAUACGUACACAUAGGUAGAUACUUAUUCCAAUACGUAUGAUCCAAACGAUCGGAUAUCGUGUUUAAUACGAUUUCAAUAAUACGCAUUGUAGUGAAUAGUAAUACAACAGCCCGAAAACGGUAAUUCGUAAACCCGUAAACUGUUUUGCGCGGGAAAACUUUUUCCGCACCGUAAUCAUUAUAGUAAAAUAACAAAUUACCAACGCGUUACGAUGAACUUUAUCUGGGUCGUAUUGCAAGUGGCGUACUUAUUAUUUUUAAACGUUAAAACAAAAGCUUUCGGGGUUUUUUGUUUUUAGUCUUUCAUUUACAUGUAAAAAAUUAUAGAAUAGUAGGAGGUACCUAUACUAUUCGAAUAACAAAUGCUCUACGGCACAGAUCAAGUUUUUUUCUAUGUGUUUUGAAAUGUUGGCUACUGUGACUGUGAUACCGCCCGUAUUGGACGGGUAGCAUAUUAUAGGCAGUAGAGUAGCGUAGGUUUUUGAUGUCGCAACCGCCAUUGCUUUUUCUUUUGGCUAUUUGGUAAGGUUAGAAGGUUGUAGGCCUUUAAAUUACUUUACCUUUUUAAAUUAUAAAAAUACCACGAACAGAGACCCAAGAGACGAAGGGAUCGGGAGGGGCGGAUGGUAUUUUAAAACCGCAAUCCCCGUCCAAAAUUACAUCACUGUAAUAGCGAACUAUUUUAUACGAUAAAACGUGCGUAAAUCAAAUCGUCACGUGCAGAAACGCAUUGCAGUGGCGAUGUAUAAGUAUAGUCGGGGCCUGCAGCGGAAUUAUCAUCGCAAAGUAUGUUAACGGAUUGGGUAUUAAUAUAGCGCUAAAUUAUUAUUUCGAGCGCGAUGGGUCGCCCGAACCCGAACGUAAAUAGACAAUGAUAAUGUUCACGCGCGGCCACGUACUACGGAUGACAAAUAUCUUAUUGAACGGGGGAGGGGGGGGGAGGGAGGACAACGCCGUGGUCGACGCGUGGAGGGGGAUCAGAUCUCGCGCGGAUAUUUCGUCACGCAUCACGUACGAUACGUACGAGACGUAAUUGCGUAUAGGAAAUGUCCGUGUACCUACACCCGUUGCUGUAGCGCACGGCAGCGGGCGCGAUUCGAUUUGAUAUUUUAUACAUUGUGCACGAGCGCCGGUGGUCGGUGCGUAUUAUGAUGUUGUAUAAAAAGAGCUGCACGCGUCGAACGAUAUUAUAAUAAUAAUAAUAAUAAUAAUAAUAUUUCGCUACGAGAAACCGUUUGUAGAGACCUUGAACUCGCGUCCCGGUGUAAUGUAAAAAUAAAAACGCGCGCACGAAAAAACUACGUACGCGUGCGUCGAGAAUAACAAUAAUAAUAUUGUGAUUCACAUGUUACACAACGCGCGUUAAUGUGUGUGUCACCUCGGCGCCCGCGUUUGGUGAAAUCGUCGCAAAAAUGCAUCCGUUCGCCGUCGCUACGGUAUCGUGAAAACCGUGAUGGUACGGGGCCGUAAUUUACAGGGCGCGUUCGUUGUUUUCGGAUCACGCGAAAAAACCGGUUCAAAAUAGUUAUCGUAAACGAAUUUUUUUACGGUUUUUGUUGUUCCGGCCGUCCCCGCGAUUCGCGAUAUAAUAGGUAUUUUCCACAGAGUUUUUAACUAAAUUACAGCAAAAAACAAUAUCGAAAAUAACUAAAUUGUUAUUGCGUACAUUUCCUCGGAUAUUAAGAAAACUACAGGGAAAAUAAAAAAUGUACCUUUCCAGGGUAAUUAACAUAAUUUCAAAUUUGUAUUAUAGAUUCCAAUCAGAUAAAGAACUCUGUGAUUACUACGCACAUAGAUCAUAUUAAUAUUGUUUACAUUGUACAGUAUCAAAUCAAAAUUGUAUAUACUUGUAUACAAUAGUAUACUGUUAAGCAAGAAAUCGGUUUUUUUCUGUGAAUCUUUUAAAUUCGGAGUUUAAAAAAACCACUUUAAAGGUGCAGUGAAAAACAUCACAAUUAGUUAGGUUAUCACAUUUAUCGUAAUCAAAUUAUUUUUCUGUUCAAUUUGCAAGUUUAUUUAUCCCGGAUAAUACGACCAAUAUAAUAUAAUAACUAUAUUUUACUUUAUAAAUAUAAAGUAAUAUGAAAUUAUCAUCGUCGUGAAAAUUGCACAUAUUUAUAAUAACUUUUGUAAUAAUUAUUAAUUUGUGAUGAAAGUCCAUAUCUAAAUUAUUCGUAUACUAUUAUAAUUUUGUUUUAUUUCAUUAAUUUGUUGUUUGUUAGUUAAUUUACAUGAACUUUAUAACGAAUAUCUCUAUUACGAAAAAAAAUGUGUGAAUAUCAAAACCGUUAUUAAAUUUUUUUAAACUGAAUUUAUCUGUAAGUAUCCAAUAAAAAUACAUUUUUAUACCAUGGACGGAAUAAGAGUUCGUUUGAUUUAUCUCUAUCAUCAUGAUGGGUUAAGGUCAUAAAUGUAUAAGUUUUUGCAUUUUCUACAGAUAUACCUACAAUGGGCAGGGUGGGGAACAUAAGGUCUAAUAAAAUACUAAAAAGACUUCUAUAACGUAAAAAAGUUUUAAAAAAUGCUCUAAAAUGAAAAAAAUUACUUUAAAAGUUUAAAAUCAAAUGAUACAAAACAAAAUGUCUUUUUCUCAUUUAAAAAUUACACGGAAGGAUUUUGAAUCCAAACGUGAUGCCAAUCAUUAUCUGAAUUUUGACAUUAUAAUUGUAGGAUAGUAUAAUAGUUUAUAUAUGUAUAUAGUCUAUACAUAUAUCGAUAGUGUGUACAAAUCUUAAAAUAUAAUUUCAAAUUCAAAUUUAAGAUCCAAACACCGCAAAAAUGCCCGUACCCCCGAAAAAACCCCACUAAAAUUGUUUACAUAAUUAUGAAAAUUACUUAAAAAUCAAAACAAAAUGUCUAAAUUAAAAACUCAUCAACGGGAUCGUGACAAUACGAUCAUCUUUGGGAAACAUCACAAAAUGAAUUGAAACAUGUAGGUGCCUAUAUUGGAAUAUCGUAUAUUCGACAGUGCAUUAAUCGACCAAAGGUUCAAUUUCGUUUGCAUAUUAUUUUGCCUCACCAAAGAAUAUGGACCACCCUUGAAAAGAAUUCUCGUUGCGCCAUUGAUAGAUUACUUCGACAUCAAAUUACCCGACCAUCUGGAUAAUGUCAGUAUUAUUUUGAUAAUUAUUAUUACUAACAUUACCCUGAUAAUAUAACAAAGGCCAAAGUUCUUUAGAACAGGUCCGAAUUAAUAGUUUUAAACACGUUUUAAAUCAUAAAAUUAUAGGAAAAACAUAUACAUGCAAAUUACAACCUACAUUUUACACUUUUAGGGCUAGGUAUUGCAGUAGUUUAACACGGUGUAACAAUAAAAAAUACUACGUGUUUUUUUUUUUUCAUUCGCCUAAUCUAGUUUUUUAACCCGAGACAUAAUAAACCUACCAACGUGAUACGCCGAAAACGUGAUUGGAAUUUAAUACAAUAAUUUGACGAUUUUUACAAUAGUGAUUAGACUUUAAACAUAAAUAAUUACUCUCUUCGGUCGGCCAAUAGAGACAUUUAAUGAGACAUAACUGUAAACGUACGAAACUUCGAAACGGAUACUUAAACAAUAUACACGUAUCAUACGGGGAGGGGUCAAAGUAAGCAUCUGCUCCCUCCCGUCAAGAUAUUCUGCACAAGUAUUUAAAACAAAAUUCAAUAUGUAAUUCAAAAUAUUAAUAAUAUAAAAAAAUAAAAAAAUAAAAAAUUAUUGGUUCAAUAGUAUAAAAACAUCGAAUAAUCUAUGGUAUCCCAGAAAAAUUGUAAUGCCUGACCCGACCUAACCUGCCCUUCCGACCACGGAAGUCUAAACACGCCUAUGACACGAAUGAAUAACAAAGUUACACUAAUAAAAUCACAUAAAUUGUACAUGUUUCGAACAACCCGAACAUAUAGGUUAAUAUAUCCGGCGGGCUGACUAUUUUGUAUUAUAUACAUCGUAUUUUUAUGUUUUGUUAACAAAACGGCUAAAAAGUAAUGCUAAAGUUGGUAGGUAUAAUAUUAUAAUCGCAUAGAAACAUUCAAUCAUUUUUCUUACGAGACUAUUCAAAAUGUAAAAAAUCAUCAAACUAACAAUAUAAUAAUACAUAACAACAAAUUUUCAAGGAAACUAUAAUGGCACUAGUUUAUAACACUAUACUAUAUAGUUCCUUACAGUUCUAGACAUGCAUACCUUGCAGUUUGCAAGAGAAACACUUCAACAACACUAUAUAUGAUUUUUUUUUUUUAUAUCGAAUACGAUAGUAUAUGUUAUGAAUAAUUUGCAGUACCUAUUUUACCGUGGAAAAAUAAAUCAACAAAAUCAUAUUAUACAGAAUAUAGGUAAUAUUUUAAUAUUUUACCGUCGACCACCAGUUGUUGGGUAAAGAAACGUACGGUUCACAGUAGUAUUUAUUUCGGUGCUGCCGUCCGUGCAAUUAAAUAUUUAAAUCUAUUUAAAUCUAACGUGAAACACGUACCUACUGCAUCAGUUUAACGAGUACCUACAUAAUGUAAUCUUGUACUCGGUGCAAAUAUGGUGCGUCGAAUUGAAAACGCUAUUAUUUUGUAAAAAAAAAGUUUGCAGAUCAUACUACCUUAGAAUAUUCCACACGGACCUGUAAGCACUACAGGCGUCCACGAAAGUAUAGGCGGGCCGCAAUUAUAAUUAAAGGUAGAUGAUUCUUAUACCGUGAACUAAAUAUUAUCUAAGAUUUUGAUUUUUUUUUUUUCAUAAAUUAUUAAUUAUGAUCAUUUUUUUUUAAACUUGUACAAAUCAUUGAGGCUUUUUUCUGCUUUCACUAAGUUCUCCCACCGAUCUCGGUUAUCUACGUUAAACAUUUCUUUACCCGAUCUAGCCGUCGCUAACGUGGUCUUCGUCUUGAUUUACUCAGCUUAGAUACUAGCACUUGUUUCAUUAGAUUUCCAUUAUCUCGCCAUCAUGAUCGAGCCCAUUUCAGUCUUUUUGAGACAAAAACAUUUUUGAAUAUUUGGUCCAUUAAAGAUUUUUUCAAUAUUUUGUUCUUCAUUUUUAUUUAAUUACCUAUUAAUAUAUUUUAAUAUAGAACCAUACAAAUAUAAUGUUAUGGUGAAAAUACGAAAAACGGAUAAUGUAUACGUUACCCGAGUAUGGUAAACACUAUACCCAAAUCUAUUGGACAAAGUAAAAAUAUUAUUUAUUAAAUGUUUAUUUUGUAAAUUACCCGGAUGAUUUGUACAUCAUUGACGUUCAAGUAGGUUAAAUAUCUGUAUAAUUUGACAAUUUGACAUCUUUAUUAUACGCUGUGACCCUGUGAGUAAAAACAAAUUCAUUUCGGGUGUGCACCUAUUGAGACCCGGCGAAGUUGACUUGGAAUUCUAUCUAUUGAAAAUUAUCGAUCUCGUCAGUUAAAUUUAAAAUUAAUAAUUAAUAAUUUUGCAGAAAAAAAAGCACGCAAACGAAAUUUCCGUUGAAUUAUUAUUAUUAUGUUAUUAUCAUUAUUAAUAGAUAUAUUAUGUCAUUUUAUUUGUAUGUAAUUUCAUCUUAUUUUUUUAUGGAAUUAAAAUUGUAAUAAAAAUGCAAAGUAUCUGUGGAUUUGCGUAAUAUUUUCUAAUUUUAGAAUAAAAAUGCUUACUUUAAAUUUAUGUAUUUAUAUCAAUAUUAUUUAGAACAAAAAGAUGAAGUGGGGCCUUUAUUUAGUUCUGCACACGGGUCCAUCUUUGUGAUAAACAGCCACUGAACCAUCCUGUAUAUAAUACAUACAUAUAUACACACACACACACACACACAUAAUAUAUAUCGUUUAAUCGCGUACACGCCUCGCGGUGCCGUCACGUCCGCUCAUUACUUCAGUCGCAUCGGUACCUAUAUAACGAUAAUAUCAUUAUCAUUAUUAUUAUUAUUAUUAUUAUUAUCAGUUGUUACACGGUCGUUAUUAUUAUGAUAUUGUCGUAGAAUAAAACGUAAUACGCGCGUGUACAUUAAACGGUAUCCGUUCGGCGCGGGAGCUCGCGAGACUAUUUAGGCCUUCGUUUUUCAAUUCUUUUGUCCGCGCAAGUUCUCUUCGCGGGCCAUUUGCACAACGGUGUAAGCAAACGGGAAGUAAAUACUGCAUACGAAACAAUGCUAACACAAUAUGCACCCGCGCAAUAAUAAUAACAAUAAUAUAGCGUGAUACGGACUGUCGGACUGCGUAAACACAAUACAUUUUAAUAAAAUAAUUACUGUAUCGUCGUUCCGGUGCCCAGGAAUAUUGUACAAUGGUGUCGAUCUGUAUUGUUGUGCGGCCGAUAAGGUUUUCGGGUGUAAACUAUUAAGUAUACGUACAAUAUCACCACAAUAACGGUGUCGCGGCGAUCAACGCGGAAAUCUGUACUCGUAGUCAAAUCUGUUUGGACAAAUGCCGAGCACAACAUAAUAUUCAAUAUACUAUCGAAUAGAUGGCACCAUUAUAACGUCACCAAGUGAGACAUUAUUACAUAGUGACACCAAGAAGGGUCGGUAGAUGUUUACCACGGCCCCCGCGAUCUUGCCAUUUUGUUGUUGUCACUAAAAAUUGAAAUAUAUUGACCGUAAUAUCGACAAAAACGAUUUUUAUUAUUUAUGACUACCGGGCAUUUCCGUACGAAACAUAUAUUAAGGGACCCGGUGUUGGCGUGUUUUUCGCCCACGCCUCGCGGGAAAUACGCUCGGGUCACGUAAAACGGUCCGAUUUCAGUAAUUAUUUUUGCGUUGAAAACAAGAAGGACUCCUGCGGUCCGCGUCGAACUCGUUUUUUCAGUAUUUCGAUCUUAAACUUUAUAAAACAUUUUAAAACCAUUUUAUUAUUGUCAACCAUUUUUUAUACCGUUAUUUAAACCCAAAUAAAAAAAUCGGAGUUCAAUAUACACCUAUUGAUUCCAAUUCAACAUAUUCGCCCGCGCGAUUGUCUGGGCUAUAGACAUCUUUAUGGUUGGUCCUGUAUACAAUACAGUAUUAAUAUAUUAUUACUAUAUUACUACAACUGGGUGUAUAUAUUAUAUGUUAAGGUGGUGGUGAACGUUUCGUUUUGACAACUCCUAACAUUCAGAAAAAUAAAAAUAAUUCUUUAGCUCUAUUUGAGUUUCUUUAGACAAUUUUCAAGUCCUUUUGUAACGAAAUACAAAUUCCCAUUUAAAAUACAUGUGAUUUUUCGUUUAUUUUGAAUUUUAUUAAUACAAGGUUUAUUAUAGAGUCGACGAAAAACAUUGUUCUUAUUUUCUUAUUUUAUUUUAUUUUCUUAUUUUAUAUUUUAUUAUAUUGUUCUUAUUUUUUAGGAAAUUUUCGAGGUUAAAGUACUCUUUAAGUGGGGUAAAAACAAAAUUAAAGUAUAUCGAGCAUUCCGCGUUAUUUCUUACUGAUAAUAAUUAAUUUUUUCUUAAUUUCCUAAAUUUUUGUCAAUACAUCCAAAAAAUCUAUGAUUAUUAGAGUAUUUCAUCUUUGAAAUUGGAAUGAACGUCGAAUUUAUGUGUCAUCUGUAUCAACUAAUGAAAUCAACAGAAAAUUGUUCCCAAAACAAUCCAUUUGUAUACUUACAGAUAAGUGGAUAUGGCCCAUGCGUUUAUAUAUAUUUUUUGGAUGGAAUACUAAUUAAUUGAUACAGCGUGAUUUGUUUUCGAUAUUCAUACAAUUUUCCAAAAAUAAUAUAGAACGCCCAAUAUAUUUUAAUUAUUAUAUCUCCUUAUUUCCGUUCCUCCUAUGAAAAAAUAAAAAAAAAAGGAAAAAUGAAACGCACGUUAUUUUAAUGAUAUUAUUGUCUAGAAAUUAUAGAUCGUUGCAUUAUGGUACCCCUUCGUCAGUUAUUAUAAAUUACCAGUUACCGCAAUAUAUUAUUGAAAUAAUGCAAUCUCGAUUUUUCCAUUUUUAUUAGCAUACAAGGUACAUAAUAUGAUAACAUUUAAACAGUCGUAUACUCGUAUAACCGUGAUAUAAAAAAUGACUAGGUGAUAAUGAUUAAAAAUGAUACAAAAUGAAUAAUAAAAAAAGGGGGGGGGGGACCGCUUAAAGAAACGAGUUUUUUUUUGCGAUAGGAAGGAACGAGAAACGAAGGAGCGCCGGCAGUUUAGAGAUUUUCGAUAUGAACUUUCGGCGCCACUUUUUUUCAGCGCCAUAGCAUUGACCGUCACGCAACCAUUCGUAUUUAUAGCCGCGCUAUAGGUAUAACAUUUUGUAUGUACCUAUAACAAUAAUUACAUCAUUGUGACGUAUUGUCACGUUAUUUAGAAAUAAGAGGGAACAGUCGAAUAAUAUAGUAAUUAAUAAUUAUUUUUAUGUGAACAAAAAUAUACAAACUAAAUUUUCGAUUGGUAAACGGUUCAAAACGUACAUACAUGUAGGGGAGCUUUGUGUCCUCGAAAACCUGCAAACGUGUAAAGAUUUAUAUCAUAUAUUACGUAUAACGCACACAGCAUUAGACUGUAACCGUCUCCGUUGUCCGGAAAUAUUUGAUUAAAACCCGCCAAAAAAAAAAACAACCUCUGCGAAAAUGUCUUAUAAUUCACGUCACGAUAAUAAUGUCCUAUUGUUACAGAUUUCGGUCGUGUUUAAAAAUGGUCGGCACCGGAUCCGCGAACCUGAUCGGCAAACUGUUCUUCAACGUGGUGCAAACCAAGUGUUUCGUACUGAAACGCGUCCGGGUGUGUACGAAAAAGACGUGGUGGGGCAAGUGCCACAGGCAUGAACACAGGAAGAAAGCCUACAUCAGGGACAACGCCGAGUAUUAAAUUCCAGUCCGCGUACGAUAAUUAUAAUAUUAUAGUUGUAUUAUUUAUAAUAAUUUAUAAUAAUCUUGUCGGGACAACCGAUUUCCUAUAUAAAUUUAAUAAUAUUAUCACAUUUUUAUACAAAAUAAGUGGCCGGACAAACGGUGUUUUUUGAUUUUGAUUUUUUUUUUUUUUUUUUGUUAUCUUUUAUUCUUAGAACCGCCACUCGUACAUAUAAUAAUUUAGUAAAUAGCUCUAAGUACCUAUACAUAUAAUAUAUAUUAUGUAUAUUAGCCAUUAGGUACGUUAUUUUGUAUACUAUUAAAAUAUAAUUGCAUAAUAAUAUUGUACAAUAACGUACUACACGAUGUAACUACGUACGGUAUAGAUACCGUUUAUACUGACGCCGGUUGUAGUGUUAACCUUUAGAUUAAACGUCCCGGCAAAACCUAUCCUAUAACGUACACACUAAUUUGUAUCGAUUACUAUGACGUCUGUGUAAUGACUAUACGGAUGUUAUUACUGUUAUUUUUGGUUACAUUGAAAAAAUAACUGUUAUCUAUAUUGACUCGAUUAAACUUUUUAUCGAUGAUAAUUGGUAUAACAACCGAUAACACAUUACUACGAGUAAUGUAUUGUAGUUCCGUAGUUUUAUCGUCACUCGUCGGUGUACUAAAGUUCGUUUACUAGAUCGUAAUCGUUGUGCGAUUAACAGUUGUAUUUUUUAAAUAAUAUUGGUGCGUUGAGUUUUAGCAAAAUAAACCAACGAAAUCAAUUCGCGAGCAAAUUUUUCGUAAUUUUAUAACAAUAAAACGUUUUUUUUUUUUUUUUGUUUAUUUUUCUGCGUAUUCAUGAUUUAGUGAUAAAAAUACGACACAUUUAUUGUAAUAAAAUAUAAAUAACACAUACAAUAUAAUCAAGUUUUUAAAUUUUAUUUUAUCAUUUUGGUUAUAACGACAACCAGUUAUUAUGACUAAUUUUAACUAGUUCUUUCAAUGUCAUUAUAAACGGUUCGACCGUAUGUAGUAUACGUUCAUUUUUGUGCGUACAUAUCUGUAAUAAUAUUAUUAUACAUAGUUACGCGAUUUAUGAUAUUGUAAUUACCUGUAUUUUUGAUCAGGCGUUAUAAUAUAAUAUAGAUGUAUUCGACAAAUUGUCCCAUUUGUUUUGUUUUGUAUUAUAAUAUUGUAACAAUAUGGUAUAAUAUUACUAUCUACGAGCAUGACGUUUUUGGUUCACUACUAAAAAUAAUCGUACAUUA
Messenger RNA from Cinara cedri, 70021 nucleotides. NCBI's taxonomy places the organism in Eukaryota, Metazoa, Arthropoda, Insecta, Hemiptera, Aphididae. The record is from the annotation of a GenBank genome assembly.